GGCUCCUCCUCCCUAGGCGAGCGGCAUUGCCUGUCUCUGCCCGCCAAACCCGCUCCGGGGGAUCUCUUUCAGCGCCGCCCUUCGUUGCCCAGCAGCGGGGCCAUGAUCUCCGCCCCGGUCGCGCUCUUGCGCCGCGCUGGGGGCCGCCUGCUGCUCCGCCGGGCUGGGCUCAGCCGAACCUCCUGGGCUCGCAGGUACCGGGCCGUGCAGGCGAGCGACGCCGCUUUCCUACCCUCCCGGCCCCGGGGGACUUCUAGAUCCGGACUGGCGACGUGCUGGUGUUUGUUUACAUGCAGAUAACAGCAGCCCAGCUGGCUGGCUGGCGUCUCCGGGUCUGUUUUGGCUCCCUCCCUGCCUUGUCAGUCCCUGGGUGACUCCGCAGGGGAGCUUCGGCCCUCCAAAUAGCCUUUGCAUGGGGGCGGGGGGUGGAACUGAACAGGCUUGGCUGCUGCGGAUUGCACUGCACGUUGGCGUUGCUUGGCCCAAUGCAUUUAGCCCUACGGGGGAAGCGGUGGCGAUGUGGUUUCGCUUUGGGGCGCCACCCCUAUAGAAGAGCAUGGCAUGUGCAGAGCCCUCUUCCUCGCCCCCUCGUCCCGCCCCCCUGCAGACAUAGACGGCGAGCUUUGCUCACUCCCACUCAGACCCCUUUGCCCCCUUGUAAGUAGGACAGGGGCGGGAGCCAGUGGCCCUCUAUAUGUGUUGUUUGGACUACAGCUCCCAUCAUCCCCUCCUCACACCAUUGCCAUGGCGCUGAUGGGAGUUGAAGUCCGGCAGCGUCCGAAAGGCACCAGGUUCCCCAGUCCUGCAAAUAGGGGAGGUUUGAGCUAAACGGCGCUUUUGAAUUUCUGCUCGACCCUUCAGUAUUUUUCCUGAGGGGCUCCAUGGCUGGUUUCCUGUCUGGUUCUGCUUCUUGUUGCAGUUUUCGUUUGCUCUGCCGUGCUCUACUGCAGACUUAUCCGCCGGUCUAACUAUUAGCGCGCAGAGAACAUUCAGUUUCUCUUUCCGCCGUCGCGCUUCAUUGCAUUGUUGGUGUUGUGUUUACAGUUCCUGCUGCUCCCAGAUCUCUAGCCACACCUACCUAUCGCUUGCUCAGAGUACCUGUAAUAUGACACUUGGAUCUUGUGCUAUACACCCACUGCACUCCAUCAUAUUGCACAUUUACACAUGCUCUGAAGGAAUAUAGUUACUAGAGACUGUUGCUCUCCCUAAGUGGCCAGCUUAAUCACUUGGAGAGAGAGUGGAGUACUGCAGAGGUUUCACCCUAAGAUGGCUAGUUUCCACCGUUUUUAAUACCUUCAGCUCAAUCUCUUCAUUAUGUGGCACAGUCUUGAUUGGAGAUAUUUUCGGGACUGCAAAACUGACUUGGAAAUUUUUCAGGAUUCCAAGAUCUUUGCAUCAUCUUUCACACACCCCUCCCUCUUGAAGCGUCUUGACCUCAGAAUUGCAAGGCCUUUUUUGGUUAUGUAACUCAAAGGUCAUGGUUUCUGCCCUCCAUGGGGCCUUUAGGAUCUAGGCAAAUGGACGCAGCUGUGCAGGAACAUGCAAUUUCAUCUCCCAAUUUUAAUCUGAUGCAAGUCCUGUUUAUAGCCAUCAGUCACUGGAACUUGCUUUUCCUGACUUUGGCAACCUUGCAGAGCUACCUUUCCCAAGAUUCAUCCUUUCUUCUCUCAUUCGCACAAAUUUUAUUGAUUACAUUAAAUACAGUAAUACUAUAAAGAAUGAACAGUAUGCAUGAAUAUAUUCCAGACCCAUUUUGCAAAGUAAUAUGUAACUUAAUACAGUAUAUUAAGUGAUGCAGGUGUAUCCCUAAACAUACAUUCAGAUGAAGACACCUGUUUGUUAAGUGCACAAGGUCCUUUUUAAAAAGGUGCAUACAUGUAAAACACCUGAAGUUUAGACCUAAAACAUGACACAUAUAGCCUUAAGAUGCAUCCUAUGAGAUAUAUAAUGUAGUGUUGAGUCUCCCGAAAUACUUUUAAACAGUCUCCGUAUUUGCUUCAUUCCUUUCAAAGGAGCUGACCUGAAGCUUUUCCAAGACUGCGCUUGCUCCACCCUCUGCAGGAAAAGUGAAUUCUGAUUGGUUAGACACAAAUCACGUUUCCGGAAUGUGGGUGGAGUCAACACUAUUUUGAAAAUCCGCAUCUCUGGUGUGGUUUCCUUGUGAUGGCAAGGGUAACCAAGUGACUUUAAGGAAGAGACGAGAGAGGCUUCCCUGUCAAAUUUUAAAUAGAAGCAAGAGCAGGGAGUCUGCAAGGCGUUUUCUACUUAGCCGUGUUUAACAGAACUAUGAUUGUUCUGAAAUGUGAGAUCUAUUUACAUUAAGUGAAGCUGUGCUGCUUUAGAAAUAACGGAUAUCUGAAUAUAAGGGAUGUGUGGCAGCUUUAAAGAGGAGACAGCUUGAUGUCGUAGUCCAGUUUGGUUGUGUAUCUUCAAUUUCCUGUGGGGCUGUUUGCUCUUAGAACUCUCCUUUAGAUCUCAACUGUAACUUCAGGAACUGGUACCUGAAUUUGCUUUGCUUUCUUCAUCCCUCUUCAUUCCCUUUUCCUUUCGUACUGUGCCUAUUAGACCGUGAGACUGUGGAAAGGAACGGGCUUACCUUUUAAUCUCUGCACAACGCUUUUAAACACAAUGUAAUUGAUAACGAAUACUUUAGAAUCAAGACAUUCCUGGGCCAAGGAAUUAUGAGCAUGUGGCCUAUUGCGAGUGCAUUAUAGUAACAUACGACAGAGAUAACGAUUUGGGGAAAAUGUAUACAUUGGCGGAAAGCUUGGGAGCGAUAAAGAGGAGAUGUGUUUGUGGAUGGUCUUGUAAAUUGAGGCGUAGGCAGGAGGGAGGGUGAGGUAUAACUGAAGGCUGAACAUGGCACAUGGCAGUGGCUCUGUAGGGCUUCAAGGAAGAGAUACUCUCAGCUCUACCUGCAGGUGGCAGGACUUCUGCAUGUCUUGAGCUAUAGCCAAAGUUUGCUGCAAUCAACCAAAGCUGGUAAAAAAAUGAAAGGUAAAGGACCCCUGGACGGUUAAGUCCAGUCAAAGGUCACUAUGAGGUUGUGGCUCUCAUCUUGCUUUCAGGCCGAGGGAGCUGGCAUUUGUCCACAGACAGCUUUCCAGGUAUUGUGGCCAGCAUGACUAAACCACUUCUGGUGCAACGGAACACUGUGAUGUAAACCAGAGCGCAUGGAAACGCUGUUUACCUUCCUGCCACAGUGGUACCUAUUCAUCAACUUGCACUGGUGUGCUUUCGAACUGCUAGGUUGGCAGAAGCUAGGACAGAGCAACAGGAGCUCACUCCCAUCACAGGGAUUUGAACCGCCGACCUUCUGAUCGGCAAGCCCAAGAGGCUCAGUGGUUUAGACCACAGCACCACCCGCAUCCCUUUUACCAAAGCUGGUAUUGUGAACCUAACAUGAGAAAAUCCCUGUCAUGCAGCAGCUGAAUCACUGGAGAAGGAGAGAUGCUUUUCUUUCAGCUGUGGCGCAGCUCCCUCACAACCACAACAACACUUGCUGCCAUAGGCCUCCUCCAGGCGGGAGCUCCACCCCAAGAGAGGUUCUGUGCCUGAAGUCAACAGGCAUGGUAUACCUUGGGGUUGGCAGCAGGCCCCUGAGGAUAGCCCCAGGCUUCAGUUUCAUUGCUCGCAGUCCUAGGCUUGCUUCUUCAGACAGACAAGCCUACAUUGUUUACUAAUAUAAUGCAGACCGAGUCUGUGCAGAUGCUGAUCUCAUUGAGAGGUGUGUCGGCCUCACAGACAGGCCUGGCACUGGAGCUAAUCCAGAUCUUAGCGCUAGGGGGAUUAGCCUAGCUAAUAGCCUUCUGUCUGUGUUUGGUGUUGCAGAUCUAUACAACUGAGAGCAGCCUUGGCCAUGGCCACGGGAGGGAAGGGCAGCCAGUCUAGCACUGCUCGUCCCACGAACCGUCUGAUCUACGAGAAGUCUCCUUACCUCCUUCAGCAUGCCCAUAACCCUGUUGACUGGUAAGAGAUGCUUUCUUUUCAUGGGCUGAGAGGAGGGAGGCAUGUUGGGUGGGCUUUAGGGAAAACAAACUUGGAAUUUCAUGGAUGCUUUUCUGCAGGAAAUAGAGCCUCCCUCUCCCACUCUCAACUGCUCCCAAGCCUCCUAUUCUCCACCUCAUUUCACCUUUGCUUCUACAUGGUUCUCUCUGACCUCUUUCAGUCUCCCCCUAAACAUACUGUUUCCAGGAAGCUUCUUCCUUAACACUUUCUGUAGUCUCAUCCUCUACUGAAACAAAACUUAGGCAUGUAGAGCUAUAUUUGUUUGCAUAACUACCCCCUAAACAGAUUUUUGAAAACUUAAUUCUUCUUCUUCUUCUUCUUCUUCUUCUUCUUCUUCUUGGUGUGAUUUUUCCAUUGUUUGAAUGAUCUUUUAUGCGACUCAGUCCUUGCUGCUGCUAUUUUGAGUUCCGGUUACCAUUGUCCUUAAAAAAAAAUUGUAUAUGAUGAUCUCUCUUACUGUACACUACGCUGAGUACAUCUUCUUAUAGGGCAUAACUGAAACGAAUGGAUACACAACUAAUAAGUGAAUUAUGUGACGUUUGUUUGGCUUUGGGCACUGACUUCCUACCCUGAGCUGAGUACACAAACUUACAAUGCUACUGAAGAUCAGAAACAUGUUUGUGCUUUAUUUUUCAAGGCUUAAGCUCCCUCUCUGACUGCACUGAAACUGUUAUAUCAUGGCUUAGUAAGCCUUUUUGCCCGCUCACGAAACCUCAUGGCUCCUGCCCUUGUGAGAAGGGAUUUGUGGGCAGAAGGCUUGUUCCAACUUGGUUGAGAUGUGAGCAUCCACACCUGCCCCAUGUUCUGCAAUACUUCUGCAGUUUUGACUAUGGAACUAGAGCCUCUAAAUCUGCUGUUGUACAACAUGAUUCCCCCCAAAGUGCCUGCAGAAUAGAAGUGAGAUGCUUCCUAUAGUUGUUCAACACCCAGAGAGCUACAUCUAAUUUCUAGCGGUCCAUGGGGAUUUAAAACCAACAAUCCUAAGUAAGUAUAGCUAGUCUUCUGCCAAAUGAUCCUCAGCAGUAACAGCCCCCCCUAACAUGCUAGGAGAUCAGCCAGGUGUUUCGGCCUCCACAGCUGGGUGUGUCUAUAAGUAAAAGGUAAAGGUAAAAGACCCCCGGACAGUUAAGUCCAGUCAAAGGUGACUGUGGGGUUGCGGCGCUCAUCUCGCUUUUCAGGCCGAGUGAGCCAGUGUUGGUCCGCAGAAAGUUUUCCAGGUCAUGUGGCCAGCAUGACUAAAUUGCUUCUGGUGCAACGGAGCACCGUGAUGGAAACCAGAGCGCAUGGAAACACUGUUCACUUUCUCGCCGCAGCAGUACCUAUUUAUCUACUUGUACUGGUGUGCUUUCAAACUGCUAGGUUGGCAGAAGCUAGGACAGAGCAACAGGAGCUCACCCCGUCACAGGGAUUUGAACCGCUAACCUUCCAAUCAGCAAGCCCAAGAGGCUCAGUGGUUUAGACCACAGCGCCACCUGCGUCCCUUCUGGGGUGUGGUAAUAGCAGUGUAGCAAACACAUCAUCUACAGACAUAGUGGCAACUGAAAAGACCUUGUGUGUAAUGGGAAGGAUCAGGGUUUAAUCAAUGAACUGCUUAAUAUCAACUGCUUGCAUGAAAUAUAGGCAUAUUGAUUUGAUUGAUUAUAAACAUAAAUCCUGGCAUAUUUCUCCUCUUUCUCUUCCCCUCAGGUAUCCUUGGGGUCAGGAAGCCUUUGAUAAAGCAAAGAGAGAAGAUAAGCUGAUAUUUCUAUCUGGUAACAAAUGAACUUCUUCGUUUUAUGCUACCCCUACAUGCACAUUUACGACUUUAAAAAGCACAUGCACAUAUCUGUGAGUUCUUAAAAGCAUAGAGAAGAAUGUCUCCUUCUCCUUCUCCUCCUCAUUUUAAUUUUAUUCCAUUCUUCAGCUGAAAACGCUCCCGAGUGACUUACAUACAAAUGAAAAAGCAACAGUGAGGAAACAACCCCUGCUUUCAAGCUUAAAAGACACGACAUGAAAAGAAAAAGGGAUGGGGAGGGAGAAGGGGAAAACAAGCAGACUCCGGCACCAGCUCUGAUAGUUACAGUUCUUGUAGCAACCAGCUGGCAUGGAGGCUGCCCAGGUAGCCUGGCAGAAUGGCUAUGGCUAGGUUUCAGCUGAGGAACAGUCAAAGGCAGCUGGUCUCUCAGCAGGGCCCAUGAAAUAGCCUUGCUUCCCUCCUCUCCAUCUGCUGCAGCCUGACAGGACGGCUGCUGCGCAGUGACAAUGCUUACUUACUUGAAAACUGCUUGAAACAUGAAACAAAUGUUUGCGCUUGGAGGAAUAAAUAUCGUCCAAAUUGGGUCCUCAUCUGCUGGGCGCUCCCUUGCUUUCAAUGAGCUGCUUUCUGGGAGAAGGCGGGGCAGUAUUUUUCCUGGCCUUGUAGUUUGCAUCUGCAAAAGAAGAGCACAGGAAAUACUUGUGAGGAUAAGCUACUCAGCCUACCUACCUUGUGAAGCUCAUAAAUUUACUAGUGGAGGAGCAGAUCCGGUAUCUGGGAAUUGCUCCAAUUUGAGUUUCAAGCAGAUGGGGAUUUGGAGCUUGGGUACAUGUUAGAGUAAUACUGGGAGUCUUGGAUUUCUUCAUUUAAGCAAUUCUAACAGCACAGAGCUAUGCAUGUUUACUCAAAAAUAAGUGUGCAGAGGAGUGGAAUCUAAAAAUAUUUCUUCCCCUCCCCUGACCUCCUCCUGCUUUUUGAAUUUACAUUAUAAGCAACUUAACUUAUAGAAGUUUACUAUAGUAUGGGGAUAACCUUCCAAGUAGAAUCAUAGAAUCAUAGAGUUGGAAGAGACCACAAGGGCCAUCGAGUCCAACCCCCUGCCAAGCAGGAAACACCAUCAGAGCACUCCUGACAUAUGGUUGUCAAGCCUCUGCUUAAAGACCUCCAAAGAAGGAGACUCCACCACACUCCCUGGCAGCAAAUUCCACUGUCGAACAGCUCUUACUGUCAGGAAGUUCUUCCUAAUGUUUAGGUGGAAUCUUCUUUCUUGUAGUUUGGAUCCAUUGCUCCGUGUCCACUUCUCUGGAGCAGCAGAAAACAACCUUUCUCCCUCCUCUAUGUGACAUCCUUUUAUAUAUUUGAACAUGGCUAUCAUAUCACCCCUUAAUCUCCUCUUCUCCAGGCUAAACGUGCCCAGCUCCCUUAGCCGUUCCUCAUAAGGCAUCGUUUCCAGGCCUUUGACCAUUUUGGUUGCCCUCCUCUGGACACGUUCCAGUUUGUUAGUGUCCUUCUUGAACUGUGGUGCCCAGAACUGGACACAGUACUCCAGGUGAGGUCUGACCAGAGCAGAAUACAGUGACACUAUUACUUCCCUUGAUCUAGAUGCUAUACUCCUAUUGAUGAGGCCCAGAAUUGCAUUGGCUUUUUUAGCUGCCGCGUCACACUGUUGGCUCAUGUCAAGUUUGUGGUCAACCAAGACUCCUAGAUCCUUUUCACAUGUACUGCUCUCAAGCCAGGUGUCACCCAUCUUGUAUUUGUGCCUCUCAUUUUUUUGCCCAAGUGCAAUACUUUACAUUUCUCCCUGUUAAAAUUCAUCUUGUUUGUUUUUGCCCAGUUCUCUAAUCUGUCAAGGUCAUUUUGAAGUGUGAUCCUGUCCUCUGGGGUGUUAGCCACCCCUCCCAGUUUGGUGUCAUCUGCAAAUUUGAUCAGGAUGCCCUUGAGUCCAUCAUCCAAGUCGUUGAUAAAGAUGUUGAAUAAGACUGGGCCCAAGACAGAACCCUGUGGCACCCCACUAGUCACUCUUCUCCAGGAUGAAGAGGAACCAUUGAUGAGCACCCUUUGGGUUCGGUCAGUCAGCCAGUUACAAAUCCACUGAGUGGUAGCAUAGUCAAGACCGCAUUUUACCAGCUUCUUUACGAGAAUAUCAUGGGGCACCUUGUCAGAUGCCUUGCUGAAAUCAAGGUAGGCUACAUCCACUGCGUUCCCUUCAUCUACCAGGCUUGUAAUUCUGUCAAAAAACGAGAUCAGGUUAGUCUGACAUGACUUAUUUUUCAGAAAUCCAUGCUGACUAUUGGUGAUCACAGCAUUCCUUUCUAGGUGCUCACAGACUGUUUGCUUAAUGAUCUGCUCCAGAAUCUUCCCUGGUAUUGAUGUCAGACUGACUGGGCGGUAAUUAUUUGGGUCCUCUCUUUUCCCCUUUUGAAAAUAGGGACAACAUUUGCCCUCCUCCAGUCUGCCGGGACUUCGCCUGUUCUCCAGGAAUUCUCAAAGAUGACUGCCAGUGGUUCUGAGAUCACAUCUGCCAGUUCUUUUAAUACUCUUGGAUGCAGUUCAUCUGGCCCUGGAGACUUGAAUACAUCUAAACUAGCCAAGUAUCUCCUGUACUAUCUCCUUAGUUAUUCUGGGCUGUGUUUCCUCUGCUGAAUCAUUUGCUCCAAAUUCUUCAGGUCGGGCAUUGUUUUCUUUAUCGGAGAAGACUGAGGCAAAGAAGGCAUUGAGGAGUUCAGCCCUUUCUGUGUCCCCUGUUUGCAUUUCACCAUCUUCUCCUCUGAGUGACCCCACUGUUUCUUUGUUCUUCCUUUUGCUACGAACAUACCCAUAAAAGUCUUUUUUGUUGCUUUUAACCUCUCUAGCAAGCCUGAGUUCAUUCUGUGCUUUAGCUUUUCUGACUUUGUGUCUACAUGUGCUGGCUAUUUGUUUGAAUUCCUCUUUGGUGGUUUCCCCCCUUUUCCAUUUUUUGUACACAUCCUUUUUAAUCUUAACUCAGUUAAAAGUUCUUUAGAUAGCCACCCUGGCUUCUUUAGGCACCUUCCAUGUUUCUGUCUCAUUGGUAUUGCCUGAAGUUGUGCUUUUACUAUCUCCCUCUUAACAAACUCCCAGCCAUCAUGAACUCCCUUUCCUUUUAGUAUUAAGGUCCAUGGGAUCUCACCCAGCACUUCCCUAAGUUUUAUGAAGUCGGCUUUCUUAAAGUCAAGAAAUUGAGUCCUAGUAUGCUUGGCUGCUCCUUUCUGCUGUAUAGUAAACUUCAGAAGAGCAUGAUCACUCACGCCUAAUGAUCCUUCCACUUCUACCCCACUAACCAGGUCAUCAACAUUAGUUAGGACCAGAUCUAAAAUGGCUGUUCCUCUUGUUGCUUCUCCCACUUUCUGGACAAUGAAGUUGUCUGCAAGGCCAGUGAGGAAUCUGUUUGACCUUAUGCUCUUGGCCGAGUUUGACAUCCAACAAAUAUCUGGGUAAUUGAAGUCCCCCAUCACUACUAUCUCCCUUCCUUUUGCAUGCUUGGCCAUCUGUUCCAGGAAGGCAUCAUCUAUGUCCUCCGUUUGGCUUGGGGAUCUAUAGUAAACUCCCACAAUGAGGUCACUGUUAUUCUUCUCUCCCUUAAUUUUGACCCAAAUGCUCUCACUUUGGCUUUGAGGUUCUAAAUCUUGGAACUCUUCACAGGUAUACACAUCCCUGACAUAUAACGCCACCUCUCCUCCUUUCUUGUCUGGUCUGUUUCUCUGAAAUAGAUUGCAUCCCUCCAUUAUUACAUUCCAAUCGUGGGACUUAUCCCACCAGGUUUCAGUGAUGCCUAUUAUGUCAUAUUUAGUUUGCUGUACCAAGAGCUCAAGCUCAUCUUGUUUAUUUCCCAUGCUUUGCGCAUUAGUGUACAGACAUUGAAGUCCAUUAAUCAUUCCCCCCGUGUCUCUUAUUUAAGGAUUUUUUCCUCCCACCACUAGGUCUGCGUGCUGUUUGCUCCAUUUGGUCUAUGACAUUUGGAUGAUCAUCUUCAUCACUUGAUAGACUCCUACCUUCAGGAGCACUGUCUCCCUCCCCCACAUUAGUCAGUUUAAAGCCCUCCUGAUGAGGUUUCUGAGAUUUUUGGCAAAAACAUUCCUCCCAACCGUUGUGAGGUGCAGCCCAUCGCUUGCCAGAAGUCCAUCUUCAAGAAACUGCAGUCCGUGAUCUAAGAAUCCAAACCGUUCCUGUUUACACCAUUUGCGAAGCCAGCUGUUCACUUCCACUAUUUUUCCCUCUCUCCCUGGGCCAUGUCGUUCAACUGGGAGGACAGAUGAGAUGACAAUUUGUGCAUUUAAUUGCUUCAAUUUCCUGCCCAGAGCCUCGUAGUCUCUUUUGAUCUUCUGGAGGCUAUUGCUUGCAGUGUCAUUGGUUCCCACAUGAACCAAGAGGAGGGGGUAUUUGUCAGUGGGUUUUAUGAUUCCUUGCAGUCGUUCAGUUACAUCUUGGAUCUUAGCCCCGGGGAGACAGCACACUUCCCAAGACAUCUUGUCAGGCUCACAGAUCACUGCUUCUGUUCCCCUCAGUAGGGAAUCCCCUAUCACCACUACACGCCUCCUCUUAGGUUUGGUCGGGGUUCUUCCGUGAGCUGUCCGUUCCAAGGUCGCCUGCACAUUCCCUGAGGACUGACUUUGCUGCUCGUCUUCAUAUACCUGAUCGACUGUAACGAGGGAGAGAUCCUCAAAUGGAGUCUGAGAGAUCCUCAAAUGGAGUAUUAUGACUAUAACUCCCAUAAUCCCUUGCCAUUGGCACUGCUGGCUGGGAAUAAUGGGAAUUAUAGCCCAACGACAUCUGGAGGUCACCACAUUGGCUACGUCUCCUAUAGAAACAUCUGUUUAGACAUUCUCAGUUGCUUGUUCUUCUAUUUCCCAGGCUAGAAGUGUUCUAGUUAUGUUCUUCCAAAAGGUCACUUUGCUGGGGUUUAGAAGCCUUGCAUCGUUUAUAGCCAACAUUGAGCCAUGAAAGGGCAGCUCUCCGUUUGUUCUCAUGUUUGUACAUGCAGGUCCCACUAGCAAAAUGCUUGUUAUAGGAAAAUUCACUUAUCCAAACAUGAGGAAUUAGUGCUCAAACUUUGCUACACACACUGCAGAUUCAGAUAUCCAAACAGCUGGAAGUGCGUGUAGUACGUGCAGUGUGUGCAAUUAAGCAGCCUUAAAUAAGCAUUACCUUUUGGGUUUUGCUGGUGCAUGGCAGCUGUUUUGCCAGAAACUAUGGUUGGGAAGGAAGGGGGAGAGAUCAGACAAAAUAAGGGAGCAUUUCCCCCUUCCAUAAUUGCCUUUUGCAAGCUCUCAGAGGGUUUUCUCCUCAUUUUGGGGUCAAAAUUCUGUGGCUCACAAUGCAUUAGAAAUUUCCCCUUAGGAAUAAAUGGAAAUCGUCCAUUCGUUAGACAGAUGCUCGCCUAACAAUCAAUUUAUUGAGAAUGCAUUGUGUUUGGAUAGCAAAACCUGUGUGCUUUCUGCUAAAGCAGGCACGAUCAGUGUGGUGCCCUUCAGAUGAGGUCAUACUACAACUCUCUUCUGCCCCAGCCAUGGGGAUGAUGGGAGUUGUAGUACACCAAGGUUGGCUAGCCCUUUCUUAAAGCCAACUCCUUGUCCUAGCCUGCUGAGUUGCUUGAAUUAUAAACUUUUCUGUUUUGACUUUUCUUGCCACCCACCCCUCCCUGGGUACAGCAGGGCCUUCUCCUUCGGCGAGCCUUUCUUUAACCGCCGGCGUUUGUUUUCAGUUGGCUACUCGACCUGCCAUUGGUGCCACGUGAUGGAGCAGGAAUCCUUCCAGAAUGAAGAAAUUGGCCAGAUCCUGAACGACAACUUUGUGUGCAUCAAGGUGGAUCGGGAGGAGCGGCCGGAUGUCGAUAAAGUCUACAUGGCCUUUGUGCAGGUGGGGAGCAGGAAUGAGCAUAGCAAACGGAAGAUGACUGUUGCUCCUAGAGGCAGAUGUUGAAGAGAGCCAUAUCUUUUUAUUUCUCCUGCAGGCAACCAGCAGUGGUGGAGGUUGGCCCAUGAGUGUGUGGCUAACACCUGAUCUCAAACCAUUUGUAGGCGGGACCUAUUUCCCUCCUGAGGAUGGAAUUUACCAGGUUGGCUUUCGGACCGUUCUGCUUCGCAUCCUAGAGCAGGUAUGGAGUCCGGCAUCCAGGGUCAUGGGAUUGGUUGAGGUCCUCACUGGAGCGGUACAGCGGGGACCACGCUGUACUCAUUCCCAUAGUGUCAGGCGUCAGGGAAUCCGAUCCCCCCACGGUAGGCUGCUGGGAAUAGGUAAGACAGGGAAAGUUCUUAACAAUGUUUUUUUAUUCAAUAUUCACAGAGAGAGGCUUAGAAAUGCUGCCUUUUGGAGUAAUGGGUGUUGCUCCGAGUAAAUCUCUACACCCCCCUUCUCUCCACUUCCUCAAUCGUCAACAGCACAACCCACCUUACGGUGGCCGCUUACGGUCAUUUGUCUCCAAGCCCUUUGCUCUCCUACUUUUUUCUUUUCUUAAAAUAUAAAUUUCUAUUAGUUUUUUUAACAUAUCAUUUUCAACAGUAAUUAAACAUCCUUUUACAUCUUAUACAAUAUUUUUUUUGACUUCCAUCAAUCAUGUCUGAAAAUUUCCCAAUCUAUUCACUUAAUAUACAUUUCUCACAUUCACUAUUACCUUUAAAUCUUAUAACUAAUAUCUCUGUUCUUUCUCUACUUUGCAAUGUUUCAUAUAUUUCUCCUUACAAAACUUCUUGUAGUCCUACUAGUGUAAUUUAUUGCUUACAGUUGCUUUUCAAAUAGUUCGUAUAUUUCUUCCAAUCUUCUGUAAAUCUCUGGUCCUGCAGGUUUCGAAUCUUUCCUGUUUUGUCUAAUUCUGUGUAGUCCAUUAAUUUUGUCUGCCAUUCUUCUUUCGUCGGAAUUUCUUCUUGCUUCUAUUUCUGGGCUAAUUUGCUCUCCUACUUUCAAUGCCCGCCGGGUUCUUGGAGGGGGGGGUCUGGAAUGCUUUCUAGUGAUAACGUAUCAGCCAGCUGCUUCAGCUCUGCCUCCUCCUCUCCCAUUAUUUCCCACUUUGCCCUUCAUCUGCCCCUAAGCUAUGACCUCCGGAAAACCACUGUUGUAAAUCUAUACUGUCUUCCACUUCUCUGGAAGGUUCAGGCUGGGGAGGCGGUCUCCGCCAGUCCUCCUCUGUCCAGUCCCUAACACAUAGUGGCUUUUGUGCUGGGGCAAAGCCCCAGAGCUGUCCUCCUGAUGCUGGCACCGCUGUGCUUCAUCUGUGCAGGGUGACACCAGCAGAGUCCAAUCAGACACCCCUCCCCCUGUGCAUCUGUGCAACCCCGUCCUUGCCUCUGCCUUGCCCCAGUCCCACUCAGGUAAGCUGCAGUGGUGUCAGGAGAGUGGCAGUGCCCCAAACAUGAGAGCCAGUGUGGUGUAGUGGUUAAGAGCGGUAGACUCGUAAUCUGGUGAACCGGGUUCGCUUCCCCGCUCCUCCACAUGCAGCUGCUGGGUGACCUUGGGCAAGCCACACUUCUCUGAAGUCUCUCAGCCUCACUUACCUCACAGAGUGUUUGUUGUGGUGGAGGAAGGGAAAGGAGAAUGUUAGCCGCUUUGAGACUCCUUCGGGUAUUGAUAAAGCGGGAUAUCAAAUCCAAACUCCUCUUCUUCUUCUCUUCAUACCAUCCACUUCUGGCUGGGACUGAACUUUUCGUCUAAAGGCUUUUUAGAGCAGGGGAUGUGAACUGAUUUUGUCACUUGGGGGCGAGUAUUCAGGGCAAGAUGAAUUAGGGAGAGAGAACUUGGUUAAUAGGAAUUGGUUAAUGUCACAUUUGACCAACAUGGAUAGAAUUUGCUAUGUGGUAAUCACAAUUGGGCAUUAACAAUGUUUUUCUCCUUUACAGUCUAGUGUGUGCCUGAUGGAAGCAUCUGGGAACCUAUUUUUAAUCAACAAUACGUUGGCAAACGUUUUUGCGGCUAAAAGUGUAUAAGCAGACAUUUUGGGGCCUGUUCUGUGAUGCUUCCGUCGUGUGGCAGUGGCAACUGUAAUACCUGAGAACCGUUCAGGGGCCUUGUUCACGCGAGUGGGAAAAUGUGGACUCCUAGAGAAGAGAAACGGCCCUUCUGCCGCUGUACUGAGUUAUACCAAGCCACACUGCUUUUGAUAUUUGAAAACUCCUUUAAAAUGGCGGGUGGGAAAUGAUUGGCACUUUUUUGGGGGGGACGAAAUAGGUCGUUGUGUGAGGCAAAAGGUGUGAGUGAAUACUAGCAAAAUGAUGGCUUGACUUCUUCCUUUUGCCUACCUCCCCGCCCCCGUCUCCUUCCCAGUGGAAGCGGAAUAAAACUAGCCUUAUGGAAAACAGCCAGAAAAUCCUGUCUGCGCUGUUAGCCAGGACUGAUGUUGGUGCUCGCGGGGAGGAAGCACCCCCAUCUUCAAAGGAGGUGACGAGCAGGUGCUUCCAGCAGCUGUCAGAGUCUUAUGAUGAAGAAUAUGGUGGAUUCUCGGAGUCUCCCAAAUUCCCUACUCCAGGUUAGUCUAAGAUCUUCCUGUCAAGCUGUCUGAGUAGCUCAGGGAUGUGUGGCUCUCCUGAUGUUGUUGGACUCCAACUCCCAUCAGUCCCAAGCCAGCAAUUGCCUGUGGUCACAGGAAUGAUGGGAGUCCAGGAACACCUGCAAAGCGAUUCCCCAUCGUAGCCAUAAGAGGAGGCAGCGCUGCAUAAACCACCAACCAAGGCUCAUUACUUUCCUGCUUAUUUGUUUUCUAGUCAACUUGAAUUUCCUCUUCUCUUACUGGGCUCUUCAUCGGUCAACUACUGAAGGGGCUCGGGCACUGCAGAUGGCCCUGCACACCCUCAAGAUGAUGGCCUAUGGCGGGGUUCAUGAUCACAUUGCCCAGGUAUGAAGGGGUGGGGGCAGUGUGAGUUGAGUGGUUUCGUGAUUUUCACAAGGGAACUUUCAUCCGUGUGCCAUUCUCCAUUCCUUGACAUGGAAGUUCUGUGUCCAUCCACCUGCCUGAUUUUGCUCAUCACUCCAUAUUCUUUUUCAACUACCCACUUUCAGAGGAAGGAAGAUCUGAGAAAAGGUAAUAAUAGAUGCAGUGUUGCCGUGUAAAACUAAAAAACGCCCGGAAAUGGCUGUAAAGUGCUGCUGGAAAUAGAUGUGAAGUGUUGCAUCUUUCUGAAUUACAGAGGUGUACCCAAGAGAUUCUUGGGUUUAACAGCAGGCAGUAUUUUACUGAAGAAACUGGUCCAAUUCAAAGUCAUUUUAUCUAUUCCACCCCAUUCAUGUGUGUAGGGUCAACUUGGUUAUAAACACCAUUAUCUAACAAUUUUUAGAUCCCAGUGUGUGUGUGUAGUUUAUUUUAAAGCUGAAUUCCACAGACACACCCAAACUAAAUCCUGUUGGGUCAGAUUCUAGGAAGAUAUAGAAAGGAUAAUCUUCUGGAAAUCUUUCCAAGGGACAGAGGUGUAUCUGCAGCAGGGCCUGUUGUGCAUGGCCUUGCUCCAGCUUUCACUUGUAUCUAGCAGUUAGUGGUGCAUAAGGUUCCACAUGAUACCCUCCUCCUUUGUGGAUUAUGGACAUUGUGGCAGUUCUCCCGUGGAUGAGCAUCACACCACUGCAGGCUUGGUUGGUCUCAGUGGUUUCAAAUCACCACCAGGCCCAUUGACCCCUUUGCUGGAUGCCCUAGUCCAGCGGUUCUCAACCUGUGGGUCCCCAGAUGUUGUUGGACUACAACUCCCAUCAUCCCUGAGCUCUGGCCUUGCUAACUAGGGGUGAUGGGAGUUGUAGUUCAACAACAUCUGGGGACCCACAGGUUGAGAAAGGCUGCCCUAGUCUGUUGAACUGAGAGUUCUCUGCCCCUCUCCCAGGCAUGGGAUACCUGACCACAGUUACAACUGGGCAGAAGUGACGAGACGUUUCUUCCCCUCUCUCUGCCGCAGGGGUUCCAUCGCUACUCCACUGACCAGCGCUGGCACGUGCCUCACUUUGAAAAGAUGCUGUACGAUCAGGGGCAGCUGGCAGCAGCCUACGCCAAGGCAUUUCAGGUACUUCCCCAGCUCAGAUUCUUGCCUCAACAAUACCCUGCAGUCCCCUCCUUAUUAGUUAAGGCCAGAGGACACGGUUCUCAUCUUGGCAAAAGAGGCAGGCAGGAAGCAGAGCAUGAUGCUGGGAUCGUGAUACUUCUGUGCCAGCACCAGGGGGCAGCAUUGUUGGGCAUCUGCUGAGGUUUACAGUCAACCACCAGUGUUUCCUGGCUCUGCUGGCCCUCUGCACUUGCCCUCUCUGAGCGUGGAAGGCAGUGGCCAAAGCAAGAAGGCAGAGGAGAAGCCGCUUCUGCCAGCGCAGCGAUGUAGUUGAAUACGGUCCUCGCUUCUUAACCUCCUCACAUUUUCGGCCUAUCGCUGAGAUGGCAUGGAGGUAAAUGUGAUUUGCCGCCGGAAAGCAGGAGGUUAGGUGGGAAGAAGACAAACACUGGGCUUCUUGAGCCUGAUUCCCGCAUCCAGGGACUCGUGCCUUCAUGCAGAGGAGAGGAAAAGGAGACGUUUGUUGUUUUUCUUUGUAGGCCAUCUAUGGCAACAGAGGGAGAGGAUGACACUUGGGUGGCGGGCAGGCGGGUGUGUGUGUAUGUGUGUGUGUGAGGGUUCACCGCUUCCUUUCUUCCUGCAGCUGUUCUUGGCAGUUACAUGGCACCUCAGGAGUGUUAACGAAAACUGAGAGCGGCACUUGGCCUUUGUGGAACAGGCGGAGCUUUACAGAGGGUUGUUGGGGGGGGGGACGGGGAAGAGAGAAGCGAGAAAUGGUUCACAUGGGCAAAGGAUGCUAAUGUUUGUGCUGUGGCAAGGGUGCUCUGAGAUGGAAAUAAUUUGCUGCCACUCCCAGGGAAUCUCGGGUGCCUGCCUCUCUCAGUGCUGCUUUCCACACAACAGUUCCACAAGCAAGUCCAGCCACCGCUGUGCUCCUCUUCCUUAGAAAUUGGGGCGGAGAGACUUCCGGGGUGGCGCCAUCGGCAAUGGCGGACUCCCUCUGAAUUGGAGGGACUAGCUCCGCGCGAAAUGGGUCUUCUCCGCUACGGCGAAGCGGGGAUCCUUUUAAAAAUCACAGGCGGAUGAAGCCUGUGACCAUGGGACUCGGCGGGCACCCUUAGCGCCCCCCCAACCCGCAAAGGAACCCAUUAACGGGCUCCGAAGCGAAGAGGGGGAAGUGGCGCAGUGCUGUGAGUCAACUGCUAUUUCCGUGGAGCGAAGCCACACAGCUGUUGCCGGAGAGCGCUGCCUUUUUCCUGGGACAAAUUGGCUUCUAAAAUAAGCACCCGUGAGUACUUAAACUUUGAACAAUUGGACUUUAAAUAAGGACUUGCGAGCAGAAAGGAAUUGGAUUUAAAAAUUUUACUUCAAUUUGGUACUGAAACGGGAAGGUCUAAACAGGAAGUCAGCCUUCCGUUUCUUUGUAGACAGAAUAAAGCAAAGACAACAUAAACUAGAGCUUAGAAAAUUGCCUCUAAAGGAUUGGCUUUCAUCAUUUAAAAUUGUUGAACCCCCCUUCGGCAGCAGGAGAAGAAGGGGGAUCUUUUCUGGACUGUUUAAACCUGCAGAAGUGAGUUUAAAGUAAAGUAACUUUCCACCGUCCUGAUCCUGGAGCGGGGUGUCAGGACUGACGUUUGAAGCUCAUCGACCAGAAAUAAGCGCUUUUGACAGAUAGCUAAAAGAAGAGGAACAUAGUGAUUCCAUUGUUUCCUUUCGCACCUUAAAGGAACAAAUAUUGACAAAAUAUCUGAAAAAAGGAAACUCUGUUGCUAGACUUGUCUUUAAAAGAAAGAUUAAACAGAAGUUUUCCCCCUAGAGGGAGACUGUGAAACUGUAAUCAACUCCUGGGAGCUGGCAUCUGUUACAGAUUACAAUCGUGGGAAUAGACAUCUGACCUUCAGGACAAUGUAUUCAGAAGCUCUGUUGUGUGCUUUCUAUAAAACAAAUGCCCUACUGGAACAGUUACAUGAGAAGACGAAUUUGAUGGCUGAUUCGAUUAGAAAUUUUGAACAGGCAGUGGGAAAAUAUGUGGAGCCCACCCAGGAAUUAAAUCAGAAGUGUGUCUUGACAGAACAGGCCCUACAGGAAUAUGAACUUUCGGAUUUGACAAAUGAACUUGGAAAAAGCCAGAUUUGGAAAGAAAAAGUUUGGUUUGGUUUGGAAAUGGGGGGUUGGAUAGACCCUCCUAUGAAAUUGGACUUUUCAAGUCUGGCAAUGGGCCGUGAGAUGUUUGGGAUUGUGGGGGCUCUUAAUUUUGGAGGGAUUCUGAAACAUGUUUUUAAAUACCACAUGGAAUUUAGUGUCCGAUUAUGGAAAAGGGGCUGAUCUGUCGAGAAGGGUCAAAAAUACUGCUAAGUUGGAGUUCCCACGAGUGAAAGGAGCAGGAGACAAAGGAAAAUACAGCUAUAAAUAUGAAGAAGAGCUGCGGAAGGGACAUGGAAGGGACUUAAGGGCCUCGGAUAUAAGAUUACCAGGUUAAUGCGCCAGAUUGAUGGGAUAAUAAGGACUGACAAAACCCGGGACCAGGAGGAAGGGACGCUGGAUGAAGAUUGGAUUUGUUUUUAUUUCUUUUUUCACUACUAGGACUGUUUUAUAAAAUUGAUGAAUGUUAGAAAAAUGUUGGAAUGAAAUUACUUGGCUUUAGUAAAAAUGUUUAAAGAAUUAUGCAAGAAUAUUAUGGUUAUGAGAAGUUGGUAAAAAUAAGAAUUAAGUUUUAAGUCUCAAGGUUUUUUUUAUAGUAAGAUAAGAUUAAAAUAGUUUAAGGUAAUGUAACGACAGAAUAUUAUGAAAUAUGGAAAGGAUUUGCUGUGACAAUUAACAAACAGGAUACAAGGAAGGGGAGGAGGAGGAGGUCAAGGAAAGAGGGUAAUGACAGUUGAGGAGUUGAGAAUAAUGGAUUUGUUUUUAAAUGUUUUUAAAUGUUUGUGGUGUAUUUUUGUUUUUUUCUUCCUUAUUUUGAAUUUGUAUAUGUAUGGUUGGAAGUGGUUUGUUUUUCUCUAUUUCUACUUUGUUUUUCUUUCGUAACUUUAAAAAAAAUAAUUCUCCCCCCCCAAUAAAUAUCAUUAAAAAAAAGAAAAAAAAGAAGUUGGGUCGGAGAGCACUUGACCAUGGAGAGAAGGUUCCAUUUUGUUUUAUCCAAGGGGAGCCUUGGUGCUGGAGGAGGACGGAGCUGGGCAAGCCACACACAACUUGCCAUGCGCACCCUAAGCUAGCCUACUGCCCUCGGGUGUAACACCUUGCCGUGUUGCCAGUGUAGAAGGUGCAGCUGCCAGUCCAGCCAGCUUCUGUACUUGAAAUUGUGGGGAGAUGCCAUCUUCCCCCUCAGGCUGCAGAAUGCCUGUGGACCCAAAUAGCAGUUUAUCUUCUGGAGCAAGUAGCACCUUGCAAGGGGGCAGGGAGGAUAUUUGUCGGGAAAGCAGAGUGAUGAUGUGUUUGCAGGAGUGGGGUGCAUUAAAUCAAUUUGCUCUCUGGGCCUAAUCCAGACUGAGAGGGCCCAUGUCUGCUUCUUUCUUUCUUUCUUUCUUUCUUUCUUUCUUUCUUUCUGAGGAGAAACGAAUCAUACAUGUAAUAUGUUGCCUAGGAUGGUCGUGAGGGAGUCAGCUGUUGGGAGUCACUAAGGUUUCAAACUGUGCUGAGACAAAAACUUAUAUCUCUCAGUAAAUAUGUGGCUUAGUUGAGGCAGAGGAUUUCCCCCACUAGUUUUGGGAAUGCUGAGUGUGUAAGGAAAUGAACUCCUUGGAUCCUUAAAAAAUAAUAAUCUUGGUGUGGUUUCUGAGGAUUACAAGUUAAGGGUCUCACCAUAUAAGCCUAAUGAUGUGCCUUCUGGUUUUACUGUGUCUGACUUGGCACAUUUUAUAUAGUCUUGGUCUCUUUGUGUUUAUAAUUUAAGCAGAAGCAUAAACAACUAUGCCUGUUUUGGGGUUUAAAAUUCCAUUAUAACAUUUUUUGGAUUUAUAGUAGUGAAUAAAUUUUAAGGAGCAAUUUCAAGGGGAGGUCUAGUCUUGCAGCAUUAGAGUUUCUGGACAUUUAAUAGCCAAGCUGAAUUUUGGCAGGCGCAGUGUUGUUACACAGUGUUGACUGUGAUGUUACAAGCUGGGCCAACUGAAAUGUUCUCUUCUGCAUAGCUGUUAAAGAUACAGUACUCCAGUAUUGAAGGUUGGCCAUCCCUCCUUUAAGUGGAAGUAGCGAUGCCAUUUCAUUCCUGCAUUGUCUCCUGUGGUGCAUAUGAUACUCCCCACCCCUGUUUUCCCUCCUGCAUCAUGCCUACAGCUAAUUCCUCUCUGUUUAUGUUGAAGGCAGGGUCUUCUCUCUGGUGGCACCUUCCCUGCAGAAUAGCCUCCUGGGAGAGUUUUGCCAGGUUUGUUCUGUCGGAGCUCGACAGAGUUGUAAAAAUAUUGUUGUGUGCUCCCCAAUCUCUGAGCAAUGAGAGACUCCAGGGAGUUUGCUUGCCUUGGAAUGAAGGUCUCUAGAGACACUGGUGCCUUUAGGAUGUAUGGCUUUAUAUGCACAUAUACAACCUGAUCAUAAGAUGGUAGGGCUCACAGCACUAACUCUUCAAACAGAUAUUGCUUCCUCAAUAGAUUUCUGCCCUCCACUCCAAAGCCAUAGCUUAGCUUUCAGCACCGAUAGCCUGUGUGUCUUUUCAGCUCCCAGUUCCAGAGCAGCCUAGACAAAAACUAUUGGACUAUUGUUUUCCUACCUGCUAAAGGCUGUGGCUCCCAGACAGGUUUUGGUGGGAGAGAUUAACCUCUCCCGAAAGAGCAUCACCAGUCAGUUGUCUCUAUGGCAACAUAUCCGUACUUCCACCAACUUUUUAGACAUGUAAAUAGAUGCCUAACAGACUUGCCCAGGCCCGUUACCUUAACGGAGAGACUGGUUUGGUCAGUCCCUUCUACAAAUUCCCACAGGCUUGGUUGGGCACAAAGGCAUAGUCAAAGCCAGCCCCCCAUCUUAUAACAAUAUUGUUCAUUCUUCCAGGCUUUUGUAGGGAGGAGGAAUGUCUCAUUGAUUCUGGCGCAUAUAUUUUAGCUGUGUCGUAACAUGUUUUGUGAGUUUCUAAGUCAUUUAAAUCUAUUUAUAGUCUACAGAUGCAGUGCUGUGUACUGUUGAUUUUAAUUGCAAGAGACUUGGAGGGCUCUUGAGGCACACUGGCCAGAGCCACCUCCAGGGGGUAAAUUCCUAUGUAGACACCUCUGAGAGCACGCUGGGCACUCUGUAAGAGUUGCUACUGAUGUGGUCAUGGCUGGAGGUGAGAGCUUUCAUGCUGAGCCAGUUUCCCCCUCCACACUAAUUUAAAUUGCUCAUUACCGGGCUCCCCAGAUUUGAACAGGAUUUGCAGCUGUGGAAUCCACAAGGGCUUUGAAGCCAGAAAACUACCCAUCUGCUGCCUCUCCUUUCUGAUGAUUGGCUUCCCUGUAUCCUGAAAUAAUCUUGGGUAGCCCCAUUUCACAUCCGAUCAUCCGCUUCUGGCACCAGGAUAGCAACCUUCAACUUAUUCACCUUUUAAAGAAAGCAGCUUUGAGAGAAAUUUACAUAAAGGUGGGAGUUGUGUCCAUCUGUCCCAAAUUCUGCAACUGGAAAGCCGAAAUCCCAUAAGAAUAAAUCGUACAGAUCAGACAAAUAGGAACAGGCAGGUGUAAAGUUCCCAGGUUAGUCCUGCUGUGAAAUUCAAGUUCUUGCAUAUCAUUAUUGGGUUGUUGCUGGGGUUUUUUGACAAGGGAUCGGUGUGGCAUUUGGGGCCAGGAUGUGUACAAAUUGGACUGGAAAUCCAUACGGACAGGUAUCAGUUGCAGGUCCAUCAGCUGCACCUAUUUUGAUGUUGUUUGUUUCUGAGCUUAUAGCAGGGAUGUGUUUGCAUGCAACGUACAUCUUAGCAGAGCCAAGAAGAGGGCAUGUGUCCCUCACAACCAGUGUUUUUCAUUUAUUUACUAGGCAACAGCUGCCCCAAUGCACUGGGGGCUGAAUGACCUGGGCGUGAUUCCUCCUCAGUAUUCAACAUUUCUGCUGCACAAAGAUUGUUGAGACUGCAUUGAGUAGCGUUGAGAUGCCAACAUAAACUGUACCUAUUGAUUCUAGCAGUGGUGUGUGUAUGUGUAUUGUGGUCCAGAGAUGGGGCCCAAGCUAAUCCCAUUGUGGGUUAACAUCUUGUGCCAUCCUCCUCUCCCAUUUGAUCUUUAAAUCAUAAGCUCCCUUUCCCUUUUCCCCACCCCCCAAUUACAUUAUCUUUGGAAUGCAAUCUUCCUUGUGUCUUAAAACAGAUCUCUGGGGAUGAAUUCUUUGCAGACAUAGUUGCAGACAUUCUGCUCUACGUUUCCCGGGAUCUGAGUGACGGGGUAAGCUAUCAUCUCCAGGGUCUUGUCUUGCUGCUAUUAAAUGUGGGUUGGACUUUGAGUCACCAACAUCCAUGUGGAACUGUUGCAACAGCAGCAGGUUCAGUCCUUGAGUGUAGAUAUCGUAGCUUUAGCACAUCCUCCCACCAGAGCCUUUCCUCAUUGUUCCCAUUCAUUUUUCCUGGGGCAAAGCUGGGCUUGUUUGGGAUCUACGCUUAAUGAUGCACCCUCUGAUAGGCUUAAACAGAGGGUAAUUUCUUUCAAUGUUGAAAAUGUCCAUGAUGGGUUAUAAAAGUACUUCAAACAAAAAGACUUCAAAUACUCUUAAAACAAUAAUUGUUGCAAGGGCCAAACCACAUGUUACGUGCAAAUUCUGACAGCUGCUUUGGGUGAGGGUGUGAUGGACAGGGGAAGGGUUAAGCUUCCUCACCUCUGUUGCUUCUCUGAUUCAAAUUACUCCUCCCCCAAGCUGCUUUGCCUAGAAAAAGCAGCUGCUGGAAUUUUACUAUACAAGCGUGUGUAUAAGGUGUAGUUCGUUGCUAAAAAAGUAUUCUCAAAGGGGAUUUCCAGGAGAGCAGCUGUUUUAAUCUGCUGUAGCAAAGGCAGCACAGAGUCCCCUAGCACCUUAAUUCCAUGCUGUGGGACAGGAUCAUGACAGUGAAAGUAACUAGACUUUCUUAAUUGGACCAUUCCCAGAUAGGCUUUCACUAGGUUGAUGAUGCCAUCACUGGUGUAUUCCACAUGUGUGUCUGCUAAUAGUGGUGCUUUGUUUUUCAGUCUGGGGGGUUCUACAGUGCAGAGGAUGCAGAUUCCUACCCCACAGUCCAGUCAACAGAGAAGCAAGAGGGUGCAUUCUGUGUGUGGACAGCUGAGGAGAUCCGGUGGAACCUGCCAGACCCCAUUGAAGGGAUCCCAGAGGAAAAGACCAUGGCAGAUGUCUUCAUGCAUCACUAUGGAGUUAAAGAGGACGGCAAUGUGAAUCCAAUGAAGGUGCAGUGGGAGAGAAGGCACAACCUGGGUGGGAAUUGUUGUGCUUCCCAUCAGUCCCGAUGUCACAGGCACUGCCCAAUACGUGCCUGUGAUGCUUGGGAAACUCCAAUUUUUCCUCUGCUGGUGGUAGGAUGAGCACUCUGCCUGACUCAUAGAUGAGGAGCUAUUGAGGCUUUCCAACUUCAGGCAGCCUAUAGAUCUUGGAAUUCACAAAUGCUUACCAGCAGUCUCUAGACCCGAAUUCUUCUUACAUCAGGCACCAACCCGAAGGGCUGGUGUGAAGCAGGGGCUUCAUUAAUGAUAUGGGACGGCAGAGGAUUUCACUCCCUGGAAGAUCUGAUAUUGCAUGUCCUGUUCACAUCCUUCUUCCCCUUAGCAUGCUAACCCCUAAAGAUGGUAAUCUGUCUAGUAACAUUUGAUUAUGCAUCUUGGCAUUGCAUACGAAACACUACUUACAUUUCAGAUAAGUGAGUUACAGUUAUCAAUAACUACUUACGACUGCCAGGAAUCGAUCCUCCCCUGGCUUUCCUCCCCCUGGAACACAAGCUCACUCCAGGUCACUUGGACUGCUCUGCUCCCUUUGGCUCCAGCCUCCCAGCUGCCCCUUAGAAAAGGAAGUAGGAAGAGGCUGCUGGCAGCCUGGCCAACAGGGCCUGGUUGGGGCUCUUUGGCUAGGUCUACAACCUGCGUUUUCAGUCUUUUGCUUGCUUGACUUCUUUGCCUUGCAAUUCUGCCUGAUCCUCACCCCCCAGACCCCAAUUAUUCUUAGAAGAGGGGGGAAAGUCCCAGUGGCCCCAUUGGAAGCUCCCCAUUCCCUGCUAAGCCAUAAGAGGAGGGGACAUGGUGGUCUUGAUUCAAAGGCACUGUGGGACACAUCUUGCCUCCUUGUCACUGAGUUAGAUCAAUAUUCUUCAACUAUUUUAUUUUAAUUUAUAGCGAGAAAGAUAAGACACAAAAAAAGAAGAAGAAACAAGAAAUAGUACCCAUGUAAAAUGACAAAAAAGAUACUGUGUACAUUACAAAAAAAUAAUAAUGGGGAAAUUGUUAUUGUAGUUAACCAGACCUUAAUCUGUUAUAGUAUUUGUAAAAACGAAUUCCGAAUAUCGUUAAAUUUAUCCAUCUUUUUAACCCCAACUUUCAACAUGGGAUCCUCUUUUAAUUUCCCCCGUAUAUGCCCUUCCUUUUUGGCUUUCUUUUGUGUCUAGUUUCCUCCUUUUCCCCCCUACCUGCCUCUGGCUCCUCCUGCCAAACCAAAGUUACCAAGGGAGGAAAAAGGAACAAUUCAAUGGGAUGGGCAUUAGAGGCGCAACUCAUUCUACGUUGCCCCAGUUACUGGCCUCAACUCACCAGUGAGUUAGAGUAAUCCCAAUGGCAGGGCCUGCUAGGGAUGCUAACCCAAGUCUCACUUGGAGAGUAUGCCGUCCCUUCCUGUUCUCCAUUGUUGGGUUUUCUUUUCAGGACCCUCAUAACGAGCUAAAAGGGAAAAACGUCCUGAUUGUGCAGUAUUCCCUGGAGCUCACAGCGGCCCGCUUUGGACUGCAGCUGGAGCAGCUGAAGACGCUGCUUGCUAAAGGCAAGGAGAAGCUCUCCAAGGCUCGUGGCCUGCGACCACGGCCCCACCUGGACACCAAGAUGCUGGCGUCCUGGAACGGUGAGGUUGCUCUUGCGCUGAGCUCACUGCCAUGCAUCCACAUGCAAUCGGCUGCACAGAGGUUGAGUGAAUGGGUGGGAACACACAGGCAGUAUAUUAGCUGAAAUAAGUUCUUCCAUGAUGCAAGCUGCUGAGCAGAUAUGCCCUGAUACUGGAGGGACGGUUGCUGAUAGGAGCAAAACUGCCUACUGUUUCUUCCUUAUUCUCCUGCCCUUGAUGUAUACUGUCCACCCAAGAAGGUAGCUCUAGAGUCUAGACUCUAGACUGAGGAAAGGACCACUAUUUUUCCUGAAACUCUUCUCCCCAUUUUCCAGCAGGGGGCAGCAGAACCUUUCUCCUGUUUCCCCUCACAGGCGCUUUGAAAUAAUCUUGCUUUAACCUGUGCAGCUGCGGCAUUACCCUUGACUUUUCACAUUCUAUAAAAGGGGGUGCCCCUGUCUGUUGUGGAAUAAAAGAUACACAGACAUACAGCGGGGGGAAAGAAGUAGAGAAACAUGCCAGCCUCUUGGGAGAGAAUGUGUGUGUGUGUGCUCAAGAAAGUGGUUCCAGAAUUCACAGAAUUCUCCUUUCGGAAAUUGUCUUGUGCUUUCCGCUCGGAAGAGUGUGCUUAUUUAUUUAUUUAAAAAACAAAAUAAAACACGGAGGGAGAAAUGGCUUUCAGAGCUGCGGCUCAGGGCAGAUAUUUUGCCAGCUGACAUCUUCCACGGAGGCAAUAUGAGGGAAAUGUUUGGCCUCUCCUUCCAAAUCCAUCAUCAUCAUCAUUAUUAUUAUUAUGGAUGGGGUAGAAGGAUGAUGCAUUUUUUCACCACGGGGUACCAUGACUGUGCACUCGGUGGUAAGUCAGGCCCUGGAGAAUGAUUGCUUGCCUUCAUUCACCCACCCUGCCUUCAGUGAAUCUUGGGAGCCGCCAUUUUGGUGAGAAAGUGACUUGGGCCUGUUAGCAGCAUGUCACACCACGCCAGCCUUCCGCAUCUGCUGAAUAUCAGUGAAACACAUUCUCCUCGUCAAACACAUUUGAGGGGUGUCAGUCGAGCCUGAGGCCACGUUGGUGCUGCUGCGACACACUGACUCUGCCUCUCUUCUUCUCCCAGGGCUGAUGAUUUCCGGCUUUGCUCAGAGCGGGGCCAUCUUGGGCAAGCGGGAAUACACCGACAGGGCCGUACGCGCGGCUUCCUUCCUGCGGCACCACAUGUUCAGCACCGCCACCGGGAAGCUGAUCAGAAGCUGCUACCGGGGCCAAGGAAGCGUGGUGGAGAAGAGGUAUGCAUCAAGCGAUGACAGGCAAGCCUGUAAAGAGGGGGCAGGAAGGGCCCAGGGCUCUUUGGGUAGGCGGCAUGGGGGCAAAGGCACGUAGCUCAGCCCCCAUGCCGAAACCAGCAUCGCCACAGGCAGGGCACUGGGAUUGGUUCCACCGCUGUGUCUCCUCAACCCCAGUGCUGAGCCUCUGUUUCUUCUGAGGGGAGAAAAGCUGUGAGAUUCUGCGAUCAGGUUCUGCAACCGGCAGAAUUUCCAGGGCAGAAUGGAGAGAGACUUCAGCAUUCCCUACAGCUCAUUGCUUUAUUUCCCCUGGCCCUUCGCUGCUGCCCUUGCCUCUUUCCUCAACUUCUUCCUCCACCUUGGCCCAAGUAGUGGGUUCAAUGUUCUUGUACUAGUGUGGGAAAAACUGAAUAAUUUAGUCUCAGGAUUACUUAAGGACUGCCAUACCCUGUACAGCCCAAGUCAGUCACCAAGAUAAUCAGGGGGAGCACUGUUUCUGGUUGCCUGUGGGCCAGAGUUGUGCCUUCAUGUUAUGGGCCCAGUUCUGUGGAACUCCCUCCCACAAGAAGUUAGGCCGGCACCGUCCCUACUGAGUUUCAGGCGCCUGCUCAAAACCACUUAAUUUCAGGAGGCCUUUGCACCCAGAAGGCUUCUCAGAUGUUUUACAGGUCUCUCUCCCUCUUUUUUAGAUUUUUAAUUCUUGAAGUUUAAUUUUUUUGAGGUUUCAUUCAUGUUUUAAAUUGUGUAUAUUUUGUUGUUGUAAGCCGCUUGAGACCUCCCUGGUGAAAAGCAGACUGUAAUUUAAAAAAUAAAUAAAUGAAGGCUUCUGCAAAAUAAAUAAACAAUAAUUUCCCUCACUACCCCCAAAAAUUAUGCUACUUCCUCAUCUUAAUAAAUAAGCGAUGUUUAAAAUCAAGUCUGUUGGCAAUGCAGGUAUUGGGUGCAGAAAUUUAGUUACCGUAGUUCUCGCAAUGCUGAACAUGAAUUUUGGAGUUUUCACUCUGGAAGGACCUUUAUCACAUGAAUCCAGACCUUUGGCUCUGACCUUAACGCUGCAGGUGCAAUCACUUCGUUCCAUUGAGCAAAGUGGCAAAAUUCCCACCGCUAUUAAUUAAUGGCUCCGGAUUGCAACCGGAAUGAGCAGGGGAAGACGUGAUCUUCAUAGCAAUAAGCAGAGCUUCUGUCUUCACAGCCGCCUGUGCUUUGGCUCCUUUCCGAGUCACUGGGUGGCCUGUUAAAAAGUGUCUACAUAUGUUUACUAACAAAUAGGCAUUUAGUGCUAAUGCUAAAUAUAAGAACUCAGUGUUUGCGCAGUGACCUUGUUUGCACAUAACACUAAGGCAAUCCAUGGCUUUAUUCAAAUGCUUGGGCUUCUGGAUCGCGGAUGAGCUAAGCCAUGGUUUGGCCUUGGGCUGUCGUCUGAACCUGGGCUUGUGGUUUGCCUCGCUCCACCCAAACAAUGAUCUGUAUCCAAGGUUUGCUUUUGUUUUACAGCUCCUAGUUUGUCUAGAAGAGGCAAACCAUGAGCCUGGGGUUAGGCAAUAUGCUAAACCAAACCAUAGCACAGCAGGCACAGGAUUAAAGGUGCCUCCACAUUUCUCUGAGCCAUAGUUUGGCUUGGUGUUACGUGCCAACCGAGCCGUAAGUGCUUCAAAGCAGAGUUUCUCAACCUUGGGUCCCCAGCUGUUGUUGGGACUACAACUCCCAUCAUCCCUAGUGGCCAGGUAACACUGGGAGUUGUAGUCCAAGAACAGCUGGGGACCCAAGGUUGAGAAACUCUGCUUUAAAGCGCCCAUAUCCCAUAUCCCAUAUCCCUUUGCAAAAACUUUGUAAAGCAUGCUGAGUAUUAAUACCCUGAUGUUACGGACUGUCGGCUGGUGCUGAAAGUGGCUUAAAAAGGAGCCCUGCUGCUUCAGACCAAAGGUCCAUCUAGUCCAGUGUUUCCCAAACUUGGGUCACCAGCUAUUUUUCUGGACUACAUUUCCCAUCAUCCCUGGCCACUGGUUUUGCUAGCUAGGGAUGAUGGGAGUUGUAGUCCGAGAACAGUUGGCAACCAAAGUUUGGGAAACCUUGAUCUAGUCCACCAUCCUGUUUCCCACAGUGGCCCACCAGAGGCCUCUGCGAAGCAAGGGCAAAAGCUGUCUCCUGCUUUUGCUCCCUGGCAAAUUGGUAGAGAGAGGCCUAAGGAAGCAUGCUCCAGGCCAGCCGGCUGAGCCCAUGUUUCAGCUGGGGACUUCCAGGCUCUGAAUCAUCGCAUGGCACCAGACCCCUUGUAUCCAAUAGGAGAAGCACAGACAUGAAUUCCACAAGGAGAAGCACGUUUAUGUGAAGAUUAAGGACAGGUGCAAAGGAAUGUAAUGCAAGAUAUGUGCUUUAGAGAAAUAAUACAUACAGUACAGUCAUACCUCAUGUUACGUUUGCUUCAGGUUGCGUGUUUUCAGGUUGUGUCCCGCGGCAACCCGGAAGUACCAGAAAGGGUUACUUCCGGGGUUCGCCGCUUGCGCAUGCGCAGAAGCACAAAAUGACGUCACGUGCAUGUGCAGAAGCGGCGAAUUGCGGCACGCGCAGACGCGGGUUGCGUUCUUUUCAGGUUGUGAACGGGCCUCCAGGAUCCUGUUUGCAACCAGAGGUACCACUGUAUAUGGCAGUAGAUAAAAGAUUUGAAUGGAAACAGCAUGGAAGUAAGGCUGGACAGUCUUAAGGGAAUAUCGUGUUUAAAUUGAAUUGAAUUUGUUAAAUGGUUUGAAAACUAAUUAAAAAUUAUGGAAAAAAGGAAAGAUUUGGGCAGGUGCAUGUACGCUAGCCGGCCCAGAACACAGGCAUAUGUGUCACAGCUUGAGCUUCCACCAAGGGAACCCCCUUCCCUGCCAUCCCUGAGAAACGAAGCCAAUCCCUGGAGGGGGCGGUUCCUGCAACCCCCCUUGGCAUUCCUGGCACCGGCGCCUUCUGCCAGGUGGCAAAUGGAUGUCAAGCCUUUGGCAACAGAAGCUUCGGAAGGUCCCCCGCCUCCAAGCAAAACCCUCAUCCCUGACUUACUCUUUCCAGGAGCCUGCUCUCCUCUUGAGCAAACACAAACGAAGCUCGUGUCAAUAGAGAUUAAGACAGUCGGGGAAAGUAUGUGCGAGAGUGUGUGAUUUGCUUGGCUACUUAAUGUUAAUAGUGCCUUUCCGCUGCAUGUCAAGCUGAUCUUUGCUUAACUGGUUGGCAAAUUGAGGUGGCGGGAGAAAGGCAACGGGGAGGGCCGCAUAAAGGUGAUCCUGUGUGCUGAAAUUACAUUUGCACCUACCUUUUUGAGUGUCGGGCUCGUUCCAGCAGCAGAGUAAUUUACUUUCCCCUGUCUGCACAGCCUCUUCAGUUGGGGUUGAAAUACGGUUCUUCCUCUUUGCCCGUCAGGCUGAGAAGAACAGUGGUAGAGCAGCUGCACUGAAAGCAGCAAGGUUCCCAGGUUCAAUACCUCGUACCCCCAGGAGAGGCUGGGAAAGACUCCCAGUCUGAGAGCCCAGAAAGGUGCUGCCAGCCCGUGCAGGCAAUACUGACGUCGGUGGACCCAACUUGGUCUAACUUGGUAGAAGGCUCCCUUCCUAGGUUUCUGUGUAACAUAUUGGGGGCUCACAUGUCCUGAGUAAAGGAAACAUAGAAUCAUAGAGCUUUAGAGUUGGAAGGGACCCCAGGGGUCGUCUAGUCUAGCCCCCUGCAGUGCAGGAAUCUCAGCUGAAGCACCAGCUUUAUGGAGGACUCAAUAAUAAUAAUAAUAAUAAUUUAUUUAUACCCCGCCCAUCUGGCUGGGUUUCCCCGGCCACUCUGGGCGGCUUCCAACAGAAUAUUAAAAUACAAUAACCUAUUAAACAUUAAAAGCUUCCCUAAACAGGGAUGCCUUCAGAUGUCUUCUAAAAGUCUGGUAGUUGUUGUUCUCUUUGACAUCUGGUGGGAGGGUGUUCCACAGGGCGGGUGCCACUACCGAGAAAGCCCUCUGCCUGGUUCCCUGUAACUUGGCUUCUUGCAGUGAGGGAACCGCCAGAAGGCCCUCCGGGCAGAACAAUGGGGGUGGAGAUGCUCCUUCAGGUAUACUGGACCGAGGCUGUUUAGGGCUUUAAAGGUCAGCACCAACACUUUGAAUUGUGCUCUGAAACGUACUGGGAGCCUACCUCUGAAAGGGCUUUGCCAUCCCACUGUUUAUGACUGGGAAGGCAGAAGCCUCUACGCAAAGGAUGGGGGACUCGUGACCCUCUGUACGUUGUUGGACUACGACUCCCGUCACCCCUCACCACUGGCCAGGGCAGUCCAAUAGAUUCCCCUCCAGUGUUCUUUAACUGGCUAUGCUGCCUUUCCCAAACAUUGCAGGCGAAACAAAAGAAAGAGCAUUAAAAACCAACCAUCCAUGUAUUUUUAAAGUAUUAUUAGCCAUGCUGGCUGGGGGCAGCUCUUAGCUAAGAGAAUACAUUGGGAUAGCAUGAGAGUGGAUGCCCUCCACCUGCCCUGUUCAUUAUGUUAGUUAAACAACAAACUCAUUUUAAGAUGAUGCGGCUCCAUUGCAUUCUUGUGGCCUUGUGCAGCUCCAUCCAUGGCUUCCUGGAGGACUACGUCUUUGUCAUCCAAGCGCUCUUUGACCUCUACGAGGCCUCGCUGGACCCAAACUGGUUGGAGUGGGCUGUGCAGCUGCAGCACAAGCAAGACGAGCUCUUCUGGGAUCCAAAGGGUUUUGCCUACUUCUCCACGGAGGCUGGCGACCCUUCCUUGCUCCUGCGCAUGAAGGAUGGUACGUGUUUCCCCUUAGAGACGAGACCGUCAGGCAUGCAACCCUCCGAGUGGAUGAGCGAGAGCCUUAAUCAAAAAUCCGGGUUUUUUCUUUUAAAAAUAUAUUUUAUUAAUUUACGGAUCGCUUUCUGACAAUUUACAAACAUACCAUAAAACAGCUGACACUCUCCCUUGUGGAAAUAUGUUCAACAGCAAUACAGUGGUACCUUGGGUUACAUACGCUUCAGGUUACAGACUCCGCUAACCCAAAAAUAGUACCUCGGGUUAAGAACUGUGCUUCAGGAUGAGAACAGAAAUUGCGCGGCAGAGGCGUGGCGGCAGUGGUAGGCCCCAUUAGCUAAAGUGGUGCUUCAGGUUAAGAACAGUUGCAGGUUAAGAACAGGCCUCCAGAACGAAUUAAGCUCUUAACCCGAGGUACCAGUAUACAGUGGAAAAGACCAGUCCAUCCAGCUAGGUCUAACUUUAAAACUAUUGAGUAGGGUCAUAUGGAAAUGCUGACAGGUCCUUUCCUGGUGUUUCCAGUGCCUGUGCUUAAAAACAAACAAACCGUAAAACGAGUUUCUGUGCUUGGUAUAAGCCCACAUCCAUCUCCUGAGGCUAACGUGAAGCCUUGCCUAAGGGAAAUGCCUCCUCAAUCCACAACCCCACCUCUUGCCCCACUUUCCAGCCUUCAAAGAUACAAGCGCUGGAGUUUCAAGCCUGGUACGUGGGUUGCUGCAGAGAUGUGCAUCCGCCGAGCAUCUCUCUGCCUGCUGUAGACACACACUCUGAGAAGGCACCACAGGCCUGGUGGUUUAGCCCACUUGCCUUGUGCAUUUAUCACACUGCGGCUUCUCUAUGUUACAUUAGCAUGCUCACAACCUACAGGCUGUCGGUGUUCAGUGCUGAGUGGGGCGACCUGAUUUGCAGCAUAUAUGUACACGGUAGGUGAGGUUCAGAGGCUGGCUGUUGGCUUAGCUUCUCUGAUGUCACAGAUUGGGAAGGCGAUGGCCCAACAGCUAAGAGGGACAUGGGAGACAGGACCACUUGCCCGCUAAGGUCAGAAAGCAACUGCUUUAAAGUUAGGCUAGGAUGUAAUAGCCCCGUCCUGUGCCUGUUUGCUUGGCAAUAAGUCGCACAGAAUUCAGAGGUAUUUACUCCUAAGUACCUGCGCAAAAUGGGACGCGGGUGGCGCUGUGGGUUAAACCACAGAGCCUAGGACUUGCCGAUCAGAAGAUUGGCGGUUCCAAUCCCUGCCACAGGGUGAGCUUCCGUUGCUCGGUCCCUGCUCCUGCCAACCUAGCAGUUCAAAAGCACGUCAAAGUGCAAGUAGAUAAAUAGGUACCGCUCCGGUGGGAAGGUAAACGGCAUUUCUGUGCGCUGCUCUGGUUUACCAGAAGCGGCUUAGUCAUGCUGGCCACAUGACCCUGAAGCUGUACGCUAGCUCCCUCAGCCAAUAAAGCGAGAUGAGCGCCGCAACCCCAGAGUCGGUCAUGACUGGACCUAAUGGUCAGGGGUCCCUUUACCUUACCUGCACAAAGGGUCACAGAUUUCAUAUUGUUCCAGGGCUUCUGAAAUGCCACUUAGCAGGGUUGCAGAUCAGCUCUGGGGUUUGAGAGCCUCAAGUUCAAAUGUCCUUGGCCACGGACAGGCUGGUGACCCCUGCUCCUUUACGGCCUGUGAAUUUGCAAGUAGAAAGCUCAUGCGCUCUGGGUGACUUGACUACUGUUUCUCCUGCCCCACACUUUCAGAUCAAGACGGCGCAGAGCCCUGCCCCAACUCUAUUGCUGUUACUAACCUUCUGCGGGCAGCCAGCUACACCGGCCACAAGGAAUGGGUGAAGAAAGCGGGGCAGAUCCUGGCUGCCUUCUCGGAGAGGCUGCUGAAAAUCCCUGUGGUCCUCCCGGAGAUGGCCCGAUCCGCUGCAGCCUUCCACCAGACCCUGAAGCAGGUAACUUUUUGGGCUCCUCCUUAAUGUUAAGGGGUGGGGGGAUCCUCUGGCACUCCCCAGCCUCUACUCCACAGGAAGAUAGCCAGAGGAGAUUGCCAGCAUCCUUGCUCCCCCUUCCAAAGUGGCUAAAGUCAGGGUGGAAAGGGGAGACCAUUCUCCCUACCCCCCCCCCCCGGUUCCCACCAUUUAACACCCCCCGCCAUUUCUCCCUCCUUUGGCAUAAGCCAGCAGGGAUGUUCUCAUAUUUUUUUAGUUCAUAGGAUCAAGAGAGUUGGACCCAACUAGUCCAGCCCCCUGCAAUGCAGGAAUAUGCAGCUAUUCAUACAGAGAUUGAACCUGCAACCUUAGCAUUAUCAGCACCACGCCGUAACCAACUGAGCUAUCCAGUCUUUUGCCCUUCAGGAGAAGAACUUCAAUACAGUCAUACCUCAUGUUACGUCUGCUUCAUGUUACGUUCUUUCAGGUUACGUCCCGCGGCGACCCGGAAGUACCAGAAAAGGUUACUUCUGUGUUUCGCCACUCGCGCAUGUGCACAAAAAUGACAUCACGCACAUGCGCAGAAGCGGCGAAUCGCAACCCGCGUGUGCGCACAUUCACCGCUGUGGGUUGCACUCUUUUCAUGUUGCAAAAGGGCCUCUGGAACGGAUCCCAUUUGCAACCAGAGGUACCACUGUAUAUAUAUUCUGGGCUGGAUUCAGCCAGCACAGUUUGUAUACCGUCUUUCUAUAUCACUGCACACAAGGCAGUUUACAAGCUGAAGAAACUACCAAAUGUACAACAAAGAUCACGUGCCUUAGAACAAUCUGAUCCAAUAAUAUAAACGUAACCUUAAAAUAAAGCGUGUACGGGGGGAAGGGUGGAGCGGGAGGGUCCCUCGGCCUUUGUUUUGGCUUUUCUCCUACUGGGAGUUGGUUGGAUCCCUCCUGAGUCUUAUCGGUUGAAAGGUUCGAGGCAUUCAGCCCAGAAAUAGAACAGGCCCCUUGCGCAUGCACACUGAGAAAGUCACCUGUGAUGGGCCCUGGGAGACCCAUGGCAACAUGUUUCACCACUGCUUGUGAGCAGAGUAUAGUUCAUCGUUUUCUGCAGAGGUGUUUUCCCACCUGUUUUGUGUUCUUUGCUCUUUAAAGAAGUAUUUGGAGCACAUCCUUAAUUCUGCUUUAUUCUCUGGGCAGGUUGUUAUCUGUGGUGACCCAGCAGGAGAAGACACCAGAGAGCUGCUGCACUGCUAUUAUUCCACGUACACUCCAAACAGGGUAAGACCCACCAGCGGACAGCUGGCUCCUCCCUCUUUUGUGCUUCUUCUGGGUCUUCUGGCCCAGGUGUUUUCACUUUCAGGAUGUCGGUGACCGGGAUGAAAGUGACCUUCACAAAGUCAAGGCCAGUUAAGGGGAGGUCCCAGAAGGAGCAGGUCCUUAGAGCAACAAAGAGCCACAAGAUUCUUCACUAGGUCAGGUCUAAUGGGCAAACUGAUGGAUGGUUAGAGAGAGGCAAAGCAGGGUCAGCAGCCGUACAUAUGUUGCUGGACCGCAGCCUCAAUCAACCCCAGCAAGCAUGACCAAUGGCCAGGGAUUAUGGGAGUUGUUGUUAUGGAGGGCCUGAGGUUUCCUGCACCUGAAGUUGAAUAAAUAUAUUGGAAGAUGGGUAGGCAAACUAAGGCCCGGGGGCCGGAUCUGGCCCAAUCACCUUCUAAAUCCGGCCCAUGGACGGUCCGGGAAUCAGCGUGUUUUUACAUGAGUGAAAUGUGCACUUUUAUUUAAAAUGCAUCUCUGGGUUAUUUGCGGGGCAUAGGAAUUCAUUCCCCCCCCCCAAAAUAGUUGGGCCCCCCACAAGGUCUGAGGGACAGUGGACCAGCCCCCUGCUGAAAAAAAUUGCUGACCCCUGUAUUAGAAGAUUCGGGAUUUGGGGGGGGGGGCAGAAUAACACUAUGGUGCAGAGAACUCAUCCACUUAUUGCCACUCGUGGAAAUUUUACAUCAUUGGAGGGGCACCGAGAAAAGUACAGUAUGUAGGUGGCAUGAUAGGGUCUCGUACUUAGCCUUGGUGGAAGUCACACGAGACACGUUUGAUGUAGACCUUUUAUUUCAUACAUCAGUUCAAACCCAGAGGGGCCCAGGCUUUCUGGUUUUCAAAUGUCUUUUUGGAGAGGUUAUUUGUUCAAGGUGAACAGUAUGUUGAGGGGUGAUAUUUGAAAUCCGUACAGCGAUGUCCAUUUCUUUGUACAAGAUCAGUCAGUACCCUAGUAUUAUCUCUUCAGAUGUGUGGCAAACGUAGCUAUUAUGGCUGUCUAGCCUACAACCUGUGUUUGUAUGUCUGUGUUGGAUUCUUUUGUUACCAGUAAAAAAUUAAUGUUUGUAAAAAGGGGGGGGGAAUCGGGGGAGGGGGCAGGCUGGAUACAGGCUGGCUGACCAUAGGGAUCAAGAUGGCAGGGAGUAUGACUGAUGCCAGCAACCCAAGGAAGUGCUGUGUUUGGUUGACAGAAAUGGCAGGGGAUGUUGUCGCUGGCUUGCCCACAAGAGCUCCAGUCCCCUAGUUUGAAGACCAUAAGAAGAAUGAGCACUCAAGACAAUGUGAUUUAUUUCUUAGCCAACGUGCUAGCCUGCAGACCCAUGUAUGAGAUGUAAAGCCCCACCCCAGAGUGGCUCUCUUCAGAGCUAUCAACCAGGCACCUAUUUGGUCUGCUUACCCAAGCAGCCUGCUUAGAGUAACUGCCUUUAAUUCCUUGCACCCCCAGACAACCCUUGUGAAACUGCCCAGUGUUAGAAACUGAGAAAUGAAAGCUCGGAGCUCAAUGGCACCUUAAACCUAGCUUAUGGGCACAGCAACGGAAUGUCUAGGCAUGCUUUAUAAUAACAAGAAUACAAAGCUGAAAAUGAAUGAACUGCAGCUAAAAUAUUACGUUCGUUUUUCACAUGGUCUGCUCCUUCCCCUGCCCACCCCACUAAUAUUCUUAAGAGGGUCUCUUCUCUAGUCUUCAGAGAGUAGCUGGAAGUGGGGAGGCAGGAAAAGGUCCUCCUUUCCUUCUACUCUGCAGUUUUAAUUUGAUAUCUUAGAUGCAGUACUGUACCCAGAGCUCAGAAACUGCUCGCGCUAACGAAAUUCCCUGUCGCAAAAUGCUCCUAGAACAAUGGGAGUUUCGAACAUUGAAGCUGCCAUCAACUUAAUAAGGAGGGCCAGAUUCUGUGGCCAGUAGAUGUUGCAGAAAUGAAGGCAAAGGGUUGCACUGUUAGUUACGGAUUUUAGAUGUUUCUCCCUCCGGGACUAGGUUUCUGGAGGUCACUGAAAAACACAGAGACUCCUGGAAGUGGGGACUGCAGAAGGUCUGUCUCCACCACAUAGCUGUUUUGCCACGUCCUGUUGUGCUCUACAAGCUGUGCCUCUUGGCAGAAUCCUUUAAGGACUGUGUGAAAACUGGCAAACGCUGAAACGUCUGCAAAGGCAGCGAACAUUUCUGAAGCUGAAUUUGUGCACUCCAUGAAGCUAUUUGCUAGACAAUCAAGGGAGAGACACACACAAGUCAAAAUUUGCCUGCCUUCGGAUUGGGGUGUAGCACUCUGCUUGAUCUGUAGGCUCCAAGCAAAGCUGCUUGCCUUGACUACCGUGGGAUGAAAUCCUUGCAGUAUGAAGAAGGCCUUGGGUUGUUUAUGUCUCUUUGCUUCUCUCUGUUCUUCUUCUCCUUGAUCUCCUUGCCCUCUUGCCUUUGUUGGAUAAAUUCUACCUCCCAGACACUCCCUUCCAGCUCGCUUCCCCUUCUUUCUCCAAGGUAAAGGCUGCGGUGUCUCAUACUGCAGGGGCUGCUUUCAUCUAACAGUGGCAACAUCAGCAGCUUUGUCUUUUGGCCCCUGCCUGGGAAGCAGGUUGUUCCGACGGCUGCCACAUAUGCUUUAGCAUGGGGUUCUCAGCACUUCCUCUCUGGGGGGCUAAACACACAUUGCUGUGGCCUGCGUCUCGCCCAGCUGUCAUCCUUGGAUUGCCCACGCAUCUGGAGUCAUAAAGCUGAUGCAGAUUCCAUGCAGAAAAAUGUCCUCUUUUCCUUAGCAAAAUGGACGGUUUGGAUGACAACAGGCAGACUGUUGACUGCAGAGUUUAUUUCCCUCCUGUGGAAAGAGGAUACACGAGAGCGGUGGUUAAAUGCAUUAGGCUUGGGCUUUUGAUUGCAGAGGCUUUUUUAUUUAAUACCAGUUAGGGUGUCCCAGGAUAUGUCAGUCUGUUUCUUUGUGCUUCAAGUUUGCCAGUGUCUUGGUUUCUUCUGUGGGCCAGAUUCUGCUUGAAGAAAGCUCUGCUCCAGCAGCUUGGGAUAAAUCCUGCAUGUUGCUGUCAGUUGCUUUGGCUGCAUUAUUUGGAGCAUCUCGCCAUUCCAUUUUAUUUUGCCUGCCGGUGAUGUGCAGCAGGGGGAGGAAAAGAGGUGGUAAAGGUGUCAGCUGUUUGGGGUAGUGGAAUUGCUGGGGACAGAUGGAGGGCAGGGGAGAUACUGGGAUCCCUGAAAAGAGACAAGCAGACUGAGCAGCCGGACAUCUCAGAAAACCAUGCUUUGCGCCAGAUUCGUAGACACAACCCAGCUCUCCCCUUUUGCCAAAUGCUUUACUCUGCACCCAAAAAAAGAAAGUCAAUUUUUUUGCCUCUUUCGGGGUUGCAGAGAGGAACUUCAGUGAAGCUUUCACGCAGCAGAGGCUUGUCACUUAUUUAAGUCUACAGUUGGGAACUGGAUCCGACCAAUGGGAUAGAUCCUUAUCUCCACCACUUCCUGCAGGCCAUGUUUGACAGGAAGGGGAGGCAAUGAAAGCCCAGCUGAUAGUUGGCACAGGCCAAAUGGCCAGGCCUGGUGGACUACAUUAGGCCCGUGGGCCAGGAGUUUCCCACCUGUGCCUUAAGGCUUCAUGACGCGAUGGGGUGCCGAGGUGUUUGUGUGUUUUGCUAAAAACAACCCUUGUGCUGAUUCCAUCCCAUAGCCUCCUGGGCUGCCCACACUUCCCAGAAGCCCUUGGGAGGACCUCAAAGCGUGGGAGCGCCUGAGACGGGGCUUCCUGUAUCUAUAAUGUGGCUCUGAGGAUCUCCACAGGCAGCCUCCAGCGCUGCUUACUUUGAGGUCCUCCCCAGAUCUUUUAGGAAUGCAGCCCAAGGAUUAUUUUCAUGUGAACACAUAGGCACACUCCUUGGCCAGCUUUUAACACUAGGAAGCCUUAACAUGAGUGACAAACCCCCAGAAGUCCCCUCAACUUCCUGUAUUUUCAAGGCUGAUUUAUUUUUGCCUGAGUAAACCAUGAGGGUGGCGGUGGGGAGAUGUAUCAGCAGAGCUUUAGUAUCUCGAUUCCUCCUAUAUUUUAGUGUGUGGCCUAUAAGGUGGCAUCUCAGGUCCCUGCUUAUGGGCUUCCCAGGAUGCUGUUGUGCUCAGGUACUGCCUUUGGUCUUGCCUUAGGCAUCAGGUUGACGACCGUGAGAACAGGAUAUCACAUUAGAUGGACCUUUGGACUGAUCCAGCGGGACUCUUACGUUUUGAUGGCAGCUGGCUCUUCCAGCAGCUGUCACGUUUGCUAGGCUGCAUCCCGCCUCCUUAUGACUGAUACCUUCCUUACUGAAGAACAUGCCACGUUGAAUGAAACUGGGAUGGAGAAAGAUUGGGGAAGCUGGUGGUUGUGUGAGUUUGCCUGAUGUUGGGUCUCCUCCGCAAGUGGCAAUAAGCAGUCAAAGGGCCAGAAAUUCAUAAGCAAGCCAUAGAAACCCGUGACCCUGCCUGCUUGAGACCUGUUUACUUCUAUUGAGUUAUAUGUUCACGGGCAUUUGGCUUAUUGUACUAGGGAGCUAUAUACCAAGGUGUUGGUGUCAGGAACUUUCGUCCCCAGUCUCUACAUGGAGCAGUACAUAUAGAAUUUUGAAAACCUUACAGACACCUGAGACCUUUUGGCUCUUUUCUGUGUGCUUCCUUAUACGGGUGUUCAAAGUGUGAGAAGAACAAAACAUUUGAAAUUGCCUUAAGGCCCACAGAUCUGGAGAUGUGUCUGCAGUUGCGUUACAAUCUGCCUUCACAGUUGCUCUCCCUUUGCCACUCAAGCCUCAGAACCAAUCAUAACAAUACAAUUCCCACAAAAUCGGGAGUUAACGCCACAGCUUCACCCGCUGCCACAAUACCAAUCCUUUCCAAAACAGACAGACCAAAUCAAUCCCUGCUGAUGGACUUGAACCAAUCAUGGCUUCUUGAGCCAAUUGCAUCCUUCCUUAGCCUAAUUUGCCUCACGAAGCUGGUGUGAGGAUAAAAAUGGUACAAGCCAUGCGUAAGCUAAGCUGUUCUGAGUACAGUGGACGCUUGGGUUGCGAACGUGAUCUGUGCGGGAUGCACGUUUGCAACCCACAGCGUUCUCAACCCGCGUCUGCGCACGCGCGGGUUGCGAUUUAGCACUUCUGCGCAUGCGCGACCGCCAAAACCCGGGAGUAACCCGUUCCGGUACUUCCGGGUUUCGGUGGUCCGCAACCCGAAAAACGCAACCUGAAGUGGCUGUAAUCCGAGGUAUGACUGUACUGUGGUACCUUGGUUCUCAACCUUAAUCUGUUCCGGAAGUCCAUUCCAAAACCAAAGCGUUCCAAAAUCAAGGCGCACUUUCCCAUAGAAAGUAAUGCAAACUGAAUUAAUCUGUUCCAGACUUUUAAAAACAACUCCUAAAAUAGCAGUUUAACAUGAAUUUUACUAUCUAGCGAUACCAUAAAAGAAAGCAAUAAACAAUGUUCUGCAGUCACACAAUCAAUCAGUAGCUGAACUGGGUUCCAAAAACAACAAAAAAAGAGCCGCAAAAACAAAAACGCAAAAUAAAUAGCAAAAACAGACAGACCUCAGUGUAACACUCAAAAUGGAAGUGUGGCCCUCAAAUUGGAAGCGUAGCACUCAAAAUCGAGCAUGUUUGGCUUCCAAAAACAGUUCACAAACUGGAACACUUACUUCCUGGUUUGCAGUGUUUGGGUUCCAAGUUGUUUGAGUACCAAGGCGUUUGAGAACCAAAGUACCACUGUACUAAUACAAUACAAAUGUGUGUGAGGGCGUAAGAAGAGGCCUGCUGAGUCAGGCCCAAGGCCCACCUCGUCUGGCAUCCUGUUCUCACAGUGGCCAAGCCGAUGCCCAUAGGAGGCCCGAGAGAGCGGGAUUCGAACACAAGAGCGUUCUCCCCGCUCGUGAUUCCCUGCAACUGGCGCCCAGAAGCAUACUGUCUUCAGCACUGGAGGGAGAACGUAGCCAUUGUGACUAGUAGCCAUCAAAAUACCUUAUCCUCCGCAAGGGAGAUAAAGAGAAAGAACAGUGCUAUUCUAAGAUAGGCUUCCAGGAGCUGUCCAGCACAAGUGACUGGGAAAUGUGGUCUGAAGUAGCUGCUCUUGCGCUGAAUGCUGGGCUCUCUCAGGCAUCGCUGGGACUGAGGAGCAAAUCCUGUCAUGCCCUGUACCUGGAGCUGUUUGCUGCUGCCCUGUCCCCGCCUCUGCUGCUGCUGCUCCACCUCUCCCUUUGCCUUGGCGGAGAAGGAUUAAAAGCACUGACCCACUUUGGAGCUUUGAAAGCGCCGUGUCGGCAGCGGGGAGCCGAGCCCGCCGUUGCCAGUGCUAAUAAAUUACUCCCUUUCCCAACAGCUGUAUCAGCUUUUUGUUCCCUGCAACCUGUACGUGUUCUGGGAGGGGCCCCAAGAUAGAUGAUGAACCAGCGGAGGAGGCCUCUCGGAAGGGGAGCAUGAUCAAAUCAAACAGCAUGGAAAUUAAAUUCCAUUCUCACCGUUUAAUUCAAUUUACUCUUAACUGCAGCAAAGAGCUUUGGAAGGGAAAGCUGUGAUUGUCAGCAGCUCUUUCUCUAUUUGUCUUCCAUAUAACAAAUAGGGUGAGGGAAGGGGAUGUUGCCCUCCCCUCCCUUGAGUAUUUUCCCUGGAUGGUUGGACCUUUGGGGGGACGAACCCCCACUUUACUCUGUGGUCAUUGACUCUCAUUUCCUCCCCUGCUUCAGUGACAUGCUGCCACCACCUGCUGGCUGUCCAGAGGAGCAGCAGUGACUUUGUUGUGAAAGAAAGAUCAGCCCAAAUUGCUUACUCAAAAGUCAUAAACAAGGUGCAGUCACCCUGCCCACCCACCCACGAAACAUAACAUGGAAGCUUCAGAUGGUGGGUUGCACUGGCAGCGGACUCCACAACGUGCGGCUGAAUCGCGUGCAGGAUUGAAACAUGCCUGCAAUGAAUCAGAAGAUUAAGCAAGGGGUGUGAUCACAGUGAGACUUGGGCCAAGGCACGUCACUCUAAACAACUGCAUGUGCAGAGAUGAAGCGCUUCCUAGGUUUUUGUGCUACUAAAUGGACAACUUGGGAUCUCCAGUGGUGCUACAUGCGAUCACCACCUGGCUUACCUUUGUCAUGCAAGUCUGACCUUGGAAUCAGCCAGUGGCUCACUCAGUGUAGUGUAGUGGUUAAGAGCGGUAGUCUCGUAAUCUGGUGAACUGGGUUCACGUCUCCACUCCUCCACAUGCAGCUGCUGGGUGACCUUGGGCUAGUCAUACUUCUCUGAAGUCUCUCAGCCCCACACACCUCACAGAGUGUUUGUUGUGGGGGAGGAAGGGAAAGGAGAAUGUUAGCCGCUUUGAGACUCCUUCGGGUAGUGAUAAAGCGGGAUAUCCAAUCCAAACUCUUCUUCUUCUUCUUCUCUGCAGGUUACCCCUCUUUCUUCCACCACUGUCUGGUUUAAAUAAGACCCUCUCUCCAACAGCUUCUCUUGGCAUAUCUGCCUCCUCUGUGGGGUUUCUGAGAUUCCCUCUGGUAUAGUCCUACUUUUGGGGGAGACUAUGGGUGGAAGGAUCUUGUCUGUGACGAUCCCUGGCUUUUUUCUUGAUAACGUGUUCUCCAUCCUUUUGAGUACCUCCACAUUAUAGGCUCCCACCCACCCCCGCUACUGAAUUUGAGUUCAGACCUGGGAACUUCUCAGAGGGCAUCAUCUAGCUCUCCAUUUGCAUGGUCAACGUUUUCACCAUAUUGUCCAAUCAACAUAGCAUAAAGGAAUCAUCAUAAGAAUACAAUUGGAUCAGACCAAUGGUCCCUCUAAUCCAGUAUGCUGUCUCCUGAUGUGGCCAACCAGAUGAGCCCAAGAAGCCUGCAAGCAGAGCAAAAUGUAGACAAGUCAUCUCCACCUUCUUCUCUCCCCUCCCACAACCCCCUCAACAUUCCUCAGAAGUGCAUAGUUCAAUCAUUGCCAACAGAGGGAAAAAUACAGAUGCCACGAACUCUUCGUUUCCCAGUUUUUGUAGUAAUUUGGUGUAGCGGCCAAGAAUACCAGCAUUGGGACCAUCCUCAGUAAUAGCACAAGAAAAGAUAGAACCAGGGCACAGAUUCCUUCAGGCGAAGAGGAAACUAGUUCUAACUGAUCUGGGUAAAGGCUUGGCUCAGAAUGGAAUCCCCCAGGAUUUUCACGCUCAUCACAAACUCAGCCCCGUGUCUGGCCUCUUCACUGCUGAUUUCAUUUUGUGGGAAUUCAGCAGCCUAAAGGACACAACAACAGUUGGGUACCAAGUCACUGUCUAUGUUGCUAACUGCCCACGUGCCACCAGGUAGCCACGUUGGCCUGAAUUUCAAUGUUCAAGUACGAAGAGUGUAAACAAAAAUACUGGGAAUGGGAUGGCAUUCGGGAGUGAUGCUCAGGCUCACGAGCAAUCAAAGUGAGCAACUGGAACUACAGAAUGGGGCAGUUUGAAAGUAUUUGAGGCCUGCUGAGAACUUUGGCCGGCUUAGCAUUACAGAAUAUCACAGGGUGGUGACCCCAAAACAGGUUUUUUCUGCCAUUGCCCCCUGCACUCUGGAAUGCCCUUCCCUCUGUGUCAGGGAACUGCCAUCAGCUGAGAGGCGAGAGGUGGAAGGGCAGUUGUGUUAUAGGGAACCUCCGAAAGUCUUGCGAAGCAGUUCCUCCUCUGGCGAGGAGGAAAGCCCCAUCUCCAGCGGGGAGGAGGUGGUGGGACCAGAGCCUCAACACCGACCCUGAGCAAGUCAGAGAGGAGGGAAGUACCCCUUUGCCAGCACCCACUCUGCGCAGUAGGUUUCAGCGCAGGGAGGGGAGGAGAAGGUUGGGGGUCACACGACUGUUAUGCUGGGGGAGGUACAAGGACCGACCACUCCCACAUUCUGCUAGCGACUGAGCCAGACAUGAACUUGCGGCACUCUUCACUGUAAAUAGUUUGCACUAAUAAUAAAGCCUGGAAAAGACAGGUCGGAGUCUUGCCUGUUUGCUCUCGAGCAAUCACACCACUAUCUGACACUCUGCCUUAUGCGAAACACCCCCCAGAAGUUGCUUCAGCCAUCUUGUAAAGUCUUAUGUUAUUGCCCGGGCUUUCCCUGACCCAUAGAAUUGGAUGCUCUUAUUUCUAGAUCUCUGGUGUUUUUAAAAUCUCUGUUCUUAUAAUACUGUUUUUUUACGACUGCAUUUAUGGUUGCACUAACUUAGAGAUUUUAAAGGUUAAGCGGUUGAGAAAUGCCUUUAAAUAUAUAAAUAAAUGAACUGAGCUGUCCCGCUAUUCCAGUGUCAUUAGGCACUACCCUCUCUGGGAUAGGUGACUGAGCACUUUCUAGCAAAGCCUGUGAACGAAAGUGGGUGAAAGUGUAACCUGAGGCAAGGGAACGGCAUAAAAAGAGAGGUUGCACAGCAACAGCUGUUGUUGCCCAGUCUAGGAAAAACUGAUCCUCCUUUUGUGCACAGGCUGCGGUGCAAAUUUAGGAAGAUGUCUUCAUUUUCUUUUUGCAGCUCCAUUGAUCUUUUUAUUUUCCUUUUCUUGCAUGUGAUGAGGCAGCCCUGACUCACUUCCCCCCGGAGAUGGGCUUGCUUGUGUAGGCAAGUCUAACAGAUAUAUAUCAGCAUGUUACUUGACAUCCUUACUUGCACCGUAGGAGCAAGGUGCUGGUGGCUAAGCCUGCCCGGGUGAAUGUAAUUGAUUUGGUCAUUAUAGUAAUUAAUGCCUCACCAAACAAUGUAGCAGCAUUCUGCUUGGAGUGGAAAGAAAACAGUCAAUUCUAAGGUGGAAAGGAGAAGUCAACUUUGCUUCAGACACCUGUGUUGGAAAGAUGACUGGGCUUUUUUUCCUACGCUGGGACAGCAUGGGAGGUGGAACUGCAUGGCACACCUCAGCCUUGUGUCCUCAAAGCCCAGCUGUUGCAUCUCCUCUGCAGAUUGGGAGCAGGAAGGGAUGACGUCCGCCAGUGAAGUGGCAGGUGCAAAGUGAGCACUGAGCCUUUUUGUCACCUGAGAUGGUGGUUUUCUGCCCCUACCUGCAUACUUCAUUAAAAUUGCACUCAUCGGGCCCCCAGUUGGCAGAUGGGGAGGCAUGCCCAGGCUUUGAAGUGAAAUACAAUUUGUUAUUCCACUCCCUUGGGACUGCCAGAGGUCUUCCUGACCAGGGGUGCAGCUCUCUAUCCUUUUGACGUGCUGGGUGCGGAUGGUCCAAGCCCAGGGUUUCUAGAUGUCAUGCAAAAAAAUAUUUGGGACAGAAAUGUUGGUGUAGGGGACUUCACGACUUCUCCAGCUUGAGAAAAAUACAAAAUCAAUGAAAACAAUUAAAAUGGAGGCUCAAGUGGCCUCAGCAGCAUGAAGUGCCUUCCAUUGGCUUGAGCUGGUGGCCCAGCUAUGCCCCUAUCUGGCCUGAGAUAGCCUAAUUUCUGUUGUCUGUUCCUUGGUAGUCUGUAGGUUGGAUUACUGCAGUACACGGGGCUGAAACCUCAGCUGGUGCAGAACUCAGUAGCCCGGUUGCUGACAAAACAAAAGAAGCCUGACACGUCAAAAGAAACAUGUAUUAUACAUAUAGAAGAGUCAAGCCCCACGCUGUACUAUAUUUUUGCAGUAUGGCUUUUUAAACAUAUUUAAGAUCCACAUAUUUUUACACAGUCAUAUGCACUGUUGUAUGUAUUUGUUUAUGCGGCAGGUUACUUUAGGAAACCUGUAGCGUACAUGUGUAUAUUAUCUGAAUAAUAAAGCCACUUCCGCCUUAAGGAGGAGGUGGGGUUGCGGGCUUCACGGCCCCUCCACAUGCCCAAGGGGUGGGAGGCCAGCCCCUGCAUGAUUGGGGGAUUCCUGGCUGCGUCACCCCCUGGCCAGCCAAUCGGGUUGCUCUGGGGGUGUGGCCUGCCCCUUAAAGGCAGGACGCAGCCGGGGAUCUCCGUCUUUGUCUGCUUCCAGCUGCUCCGGUUUUUCCCACCCUCCCACCCUUCAAGGUUUUCUUUCCUUGACCUUGCUAUGGACCUUGGUUGGUCGCCGUUGAGGGGCCUGGUAGGAAUUUUUCCACUUGGCAAAUUGGCACCAGCCACUUGGUUUUCGCCUACCUCAUAGCAAAUCGUCACAACUUCCUGGGUAUUGGCAGUUAGGCAUUGGUAUUGUUCUGUAGAUGGAAGAGGGGAGGUAGCGCCAUCACCUGCCCCACUUAUUGAAGGGUAGUCUGUUAAAGAAUUCUGGGGGGGCGUAGCCCUGUCCGAAGCCUAGGGAGGUUAGGGCCUAAGGCAUGCCCCCUAUCGGUGACCCCAGGGGAGCUCCUGGUUGAUGUUCAUCAGCAGGACUCCCCCUACUGGUGAUUAACCCUUCCCGGACUUCAAUCGGAUGGGCUGGAGUCAGAUAUAGUCAGUUAGGUCCAAUGUCUAAACCAAUACUGCUCAUCACCUGUAACUGAUAAAGGUGUGGCCUUUUUUAGCCCAUUAACCUUAAUAAUUGUGUCAUGUGUCAUUAUUCUACCAGGGGCGGACAGGAACUCGCCACACAAUGCAUAUUGCAUGUGAGAAUGGUUUGUAUUUUUAGUGGAACUGGUGGUGGUGUGUGCUUGCUUCCCAUUUAGAUUCAGGAGUUAGAUGGGAAUUAGGAAAAAAAAAUCCAUGCAGAUAAGCUUAACCGAGAUUUUUAGGCAGUUCCAUUCCUAUCUCUUUCUCCUAGCUUGGGCCCCUCUGCUCUGAUUUCUGGGCUCAGCCCUUGAUGCCUGGCUCAUCUCCGACAGCUGCCUACUCCUGAGCCUUGGCAGAAAACGGCAUGUUUUGUUUUCCUUGAAAAGUGCCUCAUGUUUGGGGUGAUUUUUGACAUCAUUUGUAAGACAGAUGCGUGUUGCUUGGCUGUGCUGCUCUCCUCGCUGCCAUUCUUCCCUCUCCUUUUCCCUCACAGCCCCAUGACCUCGCUUGCCACCAUCCUAAUGGUCACGGUGACCCAAGCCCAUGAUGAUCUCAUGGACACUGGCGAACAAAACCACUCGGGUCACCCGUCACCACAACCAAUCAGAUUAAAGGUCGGCGUGACAGCAAACGAAGUGAGGUCUGUGAGGGCAAAGAAGAAUGAAAAUGGCGCUGAGGAGAAGCCGCCGCCAAGGGAAUAAAAAAGUGCUGAACAACACUGAAACAACGUGAAUAAUCUGUCAGAGGAUUUCUUUCCCCUCUGCACACAAUAAUUUGCUUUGCUGCGUGGCUUUGCUACUUCAAAAGUGCAUAUUGAAACUAGGGGGAGUUCAGUGCCUCUCUAUUCCAGAUGUGAUGCGUCCUUCUGAAUGACAGGAUUUGAGGGGGUCCCACUGUUGGAAAGGGAAGGCAGUGUCACACCCCAUUCUGACACAAAAAUGAAAACGGCAGGCAGUGGGCAGCUUCAGGCUGGAGUUUGCUUUCUGGUUUAUUAUUCCCUGCCCUGCUAAUGGCCUAUGGGUAAUUAUGAAGGAUUUCAUUAUCUCCUUUGUCCACCAAGUGCUAAUGCUCUGGCUUUCCUUUAUCCUGCCUGAGCAAGAGGACCUCAGGGAGGCUGCAAAAAAAAUGAAUUAAUGAAUUUCUGAUUGGACAUGAAUUGGUAAUUAAUCACCCCUGGAAUUCAAGAUAAAGCCAAUGAGAGAGAGUGACAGUUUAUAAAAAAAAGAAAAGAAAGACAAACAUGGCCAGUUUGUGCAGGGUGGGGAUGUGUGUGUCUGUUAUCACUCUUGAAGAUGCUCUGAAUGUACGAGGGAGGUCAGGUGGGCGAAACAGGUGGAAUCUUUACCAAGGUUCCUCUUCCUGGUUUAGGUGGAUCCAAGUACAAUAAAAUAGAUAGUCUGUGUUGUAAGUAGGAGAAUCCUUUGGGGGAGUGAUGAAGGGGACUCUGCCACUUCCCAAGGAGUAGAUGUAACUGACAGCCAUCAUGAGCCAGGAAUUUGCCAACAUAUGGAGGGGGGAGAUAGUGGGAAAGCAAAGGGUGAGUGGCAGGGGGAGCCACUGAAGGCAUUGGAGCUCAUCUAGGGCAUCUUUGGGAUGCUGGGGAAUGUUUAUUUGUACGAAGUAACAUUUUCUGGCGUGCAGUUGACCAAGCAAUUAUGGUCAGGAAUGCUGCCUUAUUCAGAAGCUGCAUCAGGUUUUAUGCAUGCUAGAUGCUGGCUGAAAUUGAAAGGCAUUUUGACAUAGAUAUAGAUAUGGGUUGAGGCGACAUAUGCAAUUGCCGACUUGGGAAGCGAAGGGUUGCAGUCUUACCUGUAAACAGAUGUUGCACGUUUCAAGGCACUUGCUGCAACCAAGUGGGAAAUGAAUUAGUAUUAAGGGUGCCUUGGCACAUGCAAGCGUGGCCAUGUUUGGACGAGACCUGUUUGGUGGCUUCCCUGAAUGGCUUUCCCAGACAGGGGAAAGUUAACAGCUCCAUGUCAGACACCGGGUGCACUGGAUUGGCCCCUCUGAUGGCAACUGACUUCCCAGGCUAGGAAGAUUAUGGGCUCUGGUGUGGAUGUUCCAGCUGAAACAGUCCAUAAUCACCUCUGACUAGCAUUCCCAGUGGCUCAGGAAGUUGGUGUCUCUUCCAUAAGAUCCCAGUUUGAGCUCAGCAGUGCAUCACAGAUAUGACAUAUUUGCCUUUCCCCCAGGGUGCUGAUGUGGGGAAUACUGUUUAUAGGAGGUUUGGGUACCCUCUGUUUAAUACCUUCCAUGUGUAUGAGAGUGUGUGCACAUGGUCUCGCUUUCACACAGUCCAGAGAAACCUUUUUUCUCUUUCUAUGUGACUGAUAAUGUGAUAAUUUCACCACACUGAUGAUUUCACCCUUUCCUGUUCAUUUCCUUCUUCCCUUAUAAAUCAAUCACUCUGUGUGUGUGUGUGUGUGUGUGUGUGUGUGUGAGAGAGAGAGAGAGAGAGAGAGAGAGAGAGAGAAGGGUCGAUUGUCCUGUAAUGACAGAAGUAUUUAGUGUAUCUUCAACCCUGUUUCAUUACAGCACACCCUGCCCUGUUUUACACCUUGAACAAAGGUAGACGAUCCUUGCUCUUGACAAGCUUCAUCCCCAAUGCACUUUCCAUUAACGCCCAGGACACAAGGGAGCUAAUAAUAAUUUCUGUAUUGUAAAAAUUAAUUAGUGCUGCAGCCAUUCAUUUCUCAGGCAUGAUUAGAGCGUUCCUAACAGGGGUGACCCAAUGCGACAGGAGCUGCUGCAGCUUUGAUCUGGCCUAGAAAACACCCCAAGAGCCCACUUUGAAAUGUUUGUGGAGAGAAAAAUCAGAACAGGGAGAAGGACGCUGGGGCAUUUUCCAGGAGCGAAACGAAUAUAAUGCAAAGGAGGCCCUAAACAGAAUGAGGACUGGCAAGCAGAGGAGAGCCUUGCGCUAAGGAAAGGGCGUUUAGAUAGGCAGUCAGGUGUAGCCAAGUUACAGUGCACAUAUAAUGACAAGGGAAAAGAUGGGGGAGGAAAACAACUAGGCAUUUAAAAGGUAAGGGAGAAAAAUGCAAGAGGUGAACAGGCUAGCAAUUGUUAGUUUCUGUUUGCCACUGAGCAGUGCUUUGGAGUCACAAGGCUCUGUUUACAUUCCAGAGACAUUCCAGGCUGUUGGAAGUCUCACGGAAGACGGGAGACGGAUGUGACAUUACUGGUUAAUGUUCUUUUGUUUGUUUCAGUUGCUCUCUGCUUUCAUAGAGAAAGGAUGUUUCUUUUCUGUCUGCGUAGUGAGAAAUAAAACUCUUUAGCCAUGUAGCCAUAAAUCUCAUCACUUCCCUGUGCUGGAAACUCUGCUGAACGGGAAUGUGCCUGAGGCUUCAUCAAAUUAUCGUCGGAGGCGAUUCCGAAGGACUCGACCAGAGGAAGAUGAGCUUUAUCAGCUCGACGGAACGCAGAUUCCGACAGGAAUGUGCAUAGGGAUUGGAUGCUUAAGAAAGGGCCUCAAGAGACACACACACGGAUAGUAAAGGGGUGGAGUCCAACCUUAGCAAAGAAGGUGACAAUAUCAGUUCUAAAGGCAAGGCUGAGAAUGGACACUGAGGCCACAACCCUGGCUGCUGUCACAGACAGAGCAGUACAGUGGCAUAAUAUCACAAUAAUGCCAGUCCUUCCAUGCUACCAUGCAUGUCUCAAAGGCUAGUAGUGGGGAGGAUGUGGUUUGGGUGAAUGACACAGUGUGGAGCCUCCAGGUUUCAUGCACAUCAAAGCGCUUUAAGUCUUAGCAAUAGCCCAACUAUUUCUUGAAAUGCUGGGAACAGGAGACUGUAGAAGAGAGAAUGAAGAUGUCCGGGUGCCUGUUUCGUGGGGGGGGGGGGACCUCUUUGUGUGGAGAAAAAGAGGGAAGGGGCUACCACACCUGGUGGGGCAGCUUGUCUGCCCACUUCCCACUCUGCACUGGCAUGCUUGACACCCUCUGGUCAAUCAGCUACUGAUGCAGACUGAGAAGGUGCAUCUUCCCUUUGGACCACUAUGGGCUUAUAUUACAACAGGCCCAACUAGGAGGCAACUAGCACUUCUCCUGUCUCCCCACCUGACUAUGGGCAAUAAGGCCCUGGGUAUCAAAAGGAAAGGUUCUGCUCCUGGUCAUCCUGAGCAUCUCUGUACAAUAGAAUACCAAGAGCAAUUUUUAAGAGGUUGGGAGAAGCAAGGCAGUCCAUUUUGAACACAUUCCAAGGAAAACCUAAUCUAUCAGCUAUAAUAGUUUAAUGGAACCUCCAUGUUCAGAGAAAGUUGCCAGGGAUAUACAGAUGGGAAGAGGUGAUUCUUGCUUGUGGGUUUCCUGGAGGCUUCUGGCCGGAUGCACUUGCUGCAUCCUCAGUCUGUUCCAGCAGGGUUCUUCCUAUUCUGGAGCCACCUGUGUGAUGCUCACAAGCACCAAUGGGCCCACUAGUACUUUCUGUGCCACCCAUGAAAGGUCUGCAUAAACACCCCUUGAAAAAAAAUCCUGCAAUCCCCUGUUCACUGUUCCUGCUCAGUUUCUGUUUGGACAGGUUCGGCUUCUCAUGUAUAUAUAUAUAUAUAUAUCUAUAUAUAUAUAUAGAUAUAUAUAGAUAUAUAUAUAUCCAUUUUUUUAUAUUUACAUGCAAGGCAACACCUUAAACAUGCCCACAUUUCAUUGGAUGCCAGGAAUGGGGGACCCGUGCUUCCUUCCAUUCUGAACCUCUAUUCUCUCUGUGAGUGAGCAUGGCAUUGACUGGUGCCUCCCCUCCCACCCCCGGCUGAUGUUGAGGAGGGGAUGCCUGAGCUAUUUUGUGGUCAUUUUGGGGGCUCUUUUUGAUGUGGCAGACGUUGUGUGUUAUGCCAUUCCCCUAUACAGUGGUACCUCGGGUUACAGAUGCAUCAGGUUACAGAUGCUUCAGGUUACAGACUCCACUAACCCAGAAAUAGUACCUCGGGUUAAGAACUUUGCUUCAGGAUGAGAACAGAAAUCGCGCAGCGGCAGCAGGAGGCCCCAUUAGCUAAAGUGGUACCUCAGGUUAAGAACAGUUUCAGGUUAAGAACGGACCUCUGGAACGAAUUAAGUUCUUAACCCGAAGUACCACUGUAACAGUGAUGUCGUGUUAUGCCACACCCCCAUGGCAGACAUUCCUCAAAUUGACAUGUGUGCCCACUGGCCCAAAAGGGUUGAUGUCCCCUCUUCUAAAGUGUCAGCCAUUUCUCCUCAAUCUGUUCUGGGUGCUUUUAAGUGGUGGGGGGUGGGGGGAGGCAGGCCCAGAGUUGCUCAAAAGUCCCUGUCAAUCACUUCCAGUGUUCAACAGUCAUAAUGCCUCAGCGAGAGCUGCUGUGAUGGGCUUCUGUGCUGAAGGCAGCAUGAGAGGUGACACAGGCAUUUUGAGUGAAUGAGAAAAAACCUAGUGAUACAAAGCCGACACAUUCAAGGCAUAGUUACAGGUAGGUAGCCAUGUUGGUCUGCCAUAGUUGGGGGAAAAAAAUCAUUCCAGUAGCACCUUAGAGACCAACUAAGUUUGUUAUUGGUAUGAGCUUCCGUGUGCAUGCACACUUCUUCAGAUACACUGAAACAUUCAAAGCAUGGGUGAGAAAAAGCCGAUUCAAGGCCUCAUCAUCCCCUCCCUGUUCCCCCGGAGGAUGCUUCAGGUGGACCAAGUUCUUAGGAGCUUUUUAUUUCAGUUUGGCUCUCGUGUGGCUGGUGCCAGCCUCCAUUUCAUCGUGGGAUCUCCCUGUUCUCCAUUUAUGUGAUCAGUGAGUUCUGACCCUCUGGGAGCUACACAUUCAGGAUGCGUCAGGAAAGGCCCCCUCCACAUAUGCUCAGCUCCUCUACCCAACUGGGAACCCUACUUGGUGCGCACAGCCCCUUUCACUAAUGCUAAAUGUGCAGCUGUGCGGGGAGCAUGACCCAGGCUUGCACUGGUGUGGGAAGGACCCACCGGCCACACUUGUACCUCGUCACAUGCCAUUGAAUGCACGGCAGGGUUCAUCUGGACAUUUCCCCAUGCAACUAAUUUGUGUCAGACUCAUUCUUUGGGUGGAGAGAGAGAGAGAGAGAGAGAGAGAAGGGCCUGCUAUUUAGCCACUUGUGCCAGCCUGACAUUCAGCUCCUCGCAUGAUCUUGCUGCAAUCCGGCACCAAGGGAGCAGCGCUGGCUAGAAUUUGGGCUAGGCCUGGGCUCAAGCUCCAGAUCCUACGUGCAGGAAGCUGGCAUGCUGUAAAAGUGAUUAAUGCAGUUUGAGUUCAAUUAGAGCGGCGUGUUUGAAGCCUGCUGGGCAAGCGGGGGUGGCAGCAGCAUGAUUCUGUUGAUCACAGCUUAGUUGUGGCACAGAUGGGGCUGAACGGGGAGAGGGUGGCAGGAGGAGGGGAGGGGAAGACACAGGCUCUCUUCCCCGCAAACGGCCUCACAGCGCACUGCACAGCCCCAAGUCCCCAGUGACAAGGAGUUGGACAAGGAGAGACUUGCUUAAAUAAGUCGCACCUGCACAGCUCCUCAUGUCCAGGACACACACGAGCCAGUCGGGAUGCUGUCGGCUUGUUUACGCAGCCAGGCUGCUGGGUUGUUAACGGAAGGUGUCAUUUCUGGUUUGCUAUUCAGGGUAACAGUUUCUCCCCGGGCUUCAUUUCACGAAUCUCGGUUUGUCACCACGGAUCUGGGUGUGACAAACUCAGGGUGGGCUCCUGUCCUCGGUACCUUAGGCAAGAGACAGGUGUAACACACCUUGGAUAGUCUGUAUUACAAAUAGGAUAUUCUGCUCCUCCACAUUUCUUCGCAGCAGGCUUGGUAGAGAGACUGUAGUGUUGCUUACGCUGCGUAUUCCCCUGAGUUGUCAACAGGACAGAGGGAGAAGCUGCUGAUUCUUCCAUGUUUUCUUUUCAUGCAAUGUCAGAAUUUUUCCAGAAUGACUGGAAAGGAUCUAGAAGGAAUCUGAUCAAAACGCCUGCACAGAGAGGCAGGACCCACCACCCCAAAUACACUGGUACCUUGGGUUACAUACGCUUCAGGUUGUAUACGCUUCAGGUUACAGACCCCGCUAACCCAGAAAUAGUAUCUCGGGUUAAGAACUUUGCUUCAGGAUGAGAACAGAAAUCGUGCUCCGGCGGCGCAGUGGCAGCAGGAGGCCCCAUUAGCUAAAGUGGUGCUUCAGGUUAAGAACAGUUUCAGGUUAAGAACAGACCUCCGGAACGAAUUAAGUACUUAACCCGAGGUACCACUGUAUUCUUACCGGAGUUGCUUACACACAAGCUGUUCAGUCUGGAGUUACCAUCCUUGGUUCACUUAGAUUUUAUGCAGAAUCCAUAUGCAUUCCAGUGUUUUCUGUGUUCCUGCUCUCUGCAUAUAUGAUUUUAGGCUACUGUUUUCACUUGCAGCACCAGCCUGUUGGGUGUGUGCAGCCAAAUCACAACUGAGACCUUUUAGGGCUGCUCAGUAUUUAAGUAGAAGUUUCCUCCUAGUGGCUUCUGCCUCCAAUUGCUUUCUGUUCAGCACAUCCUUCGCCCCAUAAUUACUUCUUGUUCCCUUGGUGGGGGGUGGGGGGAAGCAGGCUUUAAUUACUGGCUUUUAUUUUUCCGGUCACUUUUUUAACUGUAAAAGGGCGUAAUUUUGCAAUUCAGAAAAAGAAAGGAAAAUAAUGAAAGGAAACCAGUCAUUUAAGUCCCCGUCCCCCCAAAAAUAGACUGACCAAGUGGCAGUUAAUCAGUGAUGUUGCAAGCAGGGAGCUUGGAAUUAAAGUUGAAGGGGACAUUUGCUGAAUGGGGACAACUUCUGAGUAAACAUUAUAGACAGAGCUUAGCAAUGGAGAUGGGCAUUUUGGAUAAUAUAGCACUACAUGGUCUUGUGGAAUGGCCACCUUAAUUGUGCUUCCAGCUGAUUUUGAGCCCUAGUUUGCCAGCAACCCAGACAAGUCCAUAUAAUCAAGAUUAUAAUGUGUCACAAGCAGGAGAGGCCAAGGUGUGCCAUUCCAGAGACACCGAUGGAGCAAAGAAAAAACGCCCCGGAGAGUUAAUUUCUAAACAUAUAUUUUAAAAAUAUCUAUAUGGUGCUUUUCUUGGCAAAGCCCAAGCAAAGCAACUUACAAGCAAUAAAAACUACAAGUAUGAAAAAACCCCCAAUAUUGCUAAAACUUAGAAUAAAACAAAUUUGCGAAGUCGAAAACAAACCCAGACAUCCAGUAAUAUUUAACUUAGUUGACCCAGAUGGCUCCCAGAAGCCACAUGUGCUGCACAUGUCAGAAAACUGCAGGUGGGGCAGGGGGAAUGGGAGGACCGAUGGAAUGAGCCACCAGUUUAACCCUGGGUCUCUGAAACUUUGCUGGAUAUUUGAGCAAGGCCCUGGUGCCUGGGAAAGGGAGCAGGUUGUAUCGUCUUUAACACUCACUUUAGCCUGUGUGUCUUCCUCGUUGUCUCUCCCAUUUCAGGUGCUGAUUCUUGCUGAUGGGGACACCAAGGGGUUCCUGUACAGUCACCUUGGCUUCCUCUCCUCUCUGGAGAAGAAAGAUGGAAAAGCCACAGCUUACCUUUGCGAGAACUUUGCCUGCUCCUUGCCCGUCACCUCCAGCCAGGAGCUACGCCGCCUGCUGCUGCCCUGAGCUGCUUCUCCUGGUGGCCCUUGCGCUUCAAUGGACAUGAGAAGAAAGAGCCCCCUUGGACCUCGCAAUAAAGUCUCCUUUGAAUAAAGCCAGGUUGAAUAAAGGCAGGUUGGGCCCACUUCAACCCGCCUGUUUCCAUUUGAAUAGCAGCUUCCUCCCAUGUUCAGUAGUGGUCAAGUUUGUUUGCCAUUAGGGGCAACCAGUUCGCAGAGCUGGGGACCCUUGUGGGUCGCCCAGCGGUUGUUGGAUUCCAACUCCCAUCAGCCCCAGCCAGUGGGUCAGGGAUGAUGGGAGCUGGAUCCAGCAGCAUCUAGUGGUCCACAGCCUCUCCUCACCUGCAGGGUUUACUUUUAGACUUGCAGAGGAAGCUCAGCAAGGCCCGAACUUUCCUCACAGCUCAGGUUAUGAUGGGCAAAGGGCCGUCUUGCCAGUGAGACUGUUUUAGGCACUGUUGUGGAACAACACUCACUGUAUAUUUUGUUAAGCUACUUUGAAGAUGGAGGCCUGACCUUGCACAUGCUAGUGUGGAUGGGUGAAGUAAAGCACAUGGUCCAAGAUUCCAAAUGGUGUACAUGGUACAAUUAGAGGAGACUACAUGGCUGCAUAGGGACGCGGGUGGCACUGUGGGUUAAACCACAGAGCCUAGGACUUGCCAAUCAGAAGGUUGGCGGUUCGAAUCCCCGCGAUGGGGUGAGCUCCCGUUGCUCGGUCCCUGCUCCUGCCAACCUAGCAGUUUGAAAGCACCUCAAACUGCAAGUAGAUAAAUAGGUACCGCUCCGGUGGGAAGGUAAAUGGUGUUUCCAUGCACUGCGCUGGUUCGCCAGAAGCAGCUUAGUCAUGCUGGCCACAUAACCCGGAAGCUGUACGCCGGCUCCCUCGGCCAAUAAAGCGAGAUGAGCGCUGCAACCCCAGAGUCGGCCACGACUGGACCAAUGGUCAGGGGCCCCUUUACCUUUGCCUUUUACAUGGCUGCAUAGCCCCAGGUUUAGUCCCAUAAGGUAGACUCCAGAGCUUGGCCUUCAUUUUUAAUAAAGCAAGUUUCUAGCUCUCAUAUAUUUGAAGGGGAAAACAAGGGCACUGCUUGGGCAACAAGGGCGCUGCUCCCUUCCCCGUGAACUGGCAUGUACGACAUUCCUUUCCCAGCUUGCCAAAACUUACUUCACCAGUGCAGGAGCUGCCAGUAAAUCUCCGAAAUUCAUUGUAAAUACGCUUCACAGCUCUAAUCAGUUGGGAGAAAACACAUGUAUAUUGGUUAGCUUAACUGCCGCUUUUUGCAGAAUUGGGGGCUGUUAAGUUUAUAAACCAUGCCUCUCUCUUCGUUUGCACACUCUGAAAUUAAAGACUUGUGGGUUUGCCUCCCUGUGCUCUGUGGAGUAUAGCAGGAAGAGAACCAUUUCGCUGAGCUGGCGAGCAUUGGCAUCUGUGAUUGGGACAUGCAAGGAAGAGGCUGCCUGCAAAUGGCAUCGCUGACAAGCCUCUCUUUCUUCUGGGAACUUAAACCUUCUGCUUUCUGCACUUCCUUUCCUGUGCUUAAGCUUCUGGUCUCCAGUGGUUCAACAUGGGGUCACGUUAUAUGAUUCCAGAAGGCACCUCUCAACACCAGCGAGUUGUGCUGUCAGGGAAGGUGGGGAGCGCUGCUGAUGGUGUUUUUCAGUGUAACAAGAUAAUUGACUCCUAAUGAAAAGCCGCAUUGCUAUGCCUUUG
Messenger RNA from Podarcis lilfordi (Lilford's wall lizard), 55518 nucleotides. NCBI's taxonomy places the organism in Eukaryota, Metazoa, Chordata, Lepidosauria, Squamata, Lacertidae. The record is from the annotation of a GenBank genome assembly.